Messenger RNA from Xyrichtys novacula (pearly razorfish), 46295 nucleotides. NCBI's taxonomy places the organism in Eukaryota, Metazoa, Chordata, Actinopteri, Labriformes, Labridae. The record is from the annotation of a GenBank genome assembly.
AUGGGGGUCGGCGUUCUCUGCAGCAGACUCGGUGAGUAUGACUUGGUCGUCUUUUGGAGAAGAUGAUGAAGUUCUUUGUCCAUCAGAGUUUUAGACAUCUAAAAAGGUCUGAGGAAACCUUCUGACCCUGAAGAGCAGCUCUUAGAAACCUCUGUCUUUGUCUUUCAGCGUUGUUCCUGCUGUUUGCACACUCUCAGAAAGUCGGUAAGUACCGUUCAGUCGUGAAGUUUUAUAAUUCAAUUUAUCUAAAUGCUGGAAUCUGGACGAAUCUUUUCUUUCGGUUCUUUCAGAUUCAGUUUUUCUCCGUGUCCAUCCGAACAAAGUCCAGUUCUUCGAGUACGAGUCUCUGACGUUUCAUUGUGAGUGUUCGUACGGCUCCGCUGGAUUGAAGGUCGUCCAUCGCGUGAAAGGCGAACUUUCUCUGUGCAAACAUUCGACGAAGAAGACAAUGGUGUCGUCCUGUACCGUUAAAAACAUCUACCUGGAGGACAGUGGGGAGUACUGGUGCGAGUCUGGAGGGAAGGAGAGGAGCAACAUCAUCCAUGUCACCGUGACCGGUACAUUUAACUAAAACCAGAUUCCGCGAUUAAUCGUGAUUAAAUAAAUGAAUCGUUUGAUAGCCUUAGCUUCAAUCUGUUUUACUCAGCUGGAUCAGUGAUCCUGGAGAGUCCGGUCCUCCCCGUGGUGGAAGGAGAGACGGCGACUCUGCGCUGUAAGAGCAAAACGACGCCGUCCAAACGCUCCGCCGAUUUCUACAAAGACGGCGUCCUCAUCGGCAGCAACACCACCGGGGAGAUGAUGAUCCACGGCGUCGCCAAGUGCGAUAAAGGACUGUACAAGUGUAAGAUCUCCGGAGGUGGGGAGUCGGCGGAGAGUUGGUUGGCCGUCAAAGGUUUGAAACUCUCUUUUUAUUACUGGUAUCUGUGAUUUCCUGAUCUGUGGUCGAGACCUUCACAUGAGAGCGACUCUGAAACCACACCUGUCCUGAAACACCACGUCUUUGUUUUUAGACUCAGUCAAAGUUUAUUUGAUGCUUAUUUUCUCCGACUCUGAGUAAGAAUGAACUUUUCAGAACUUCAGAAGAUUCAAACUUUUGACAGAGGACUGUUUUAUCUAAAAGAGUCUUCAGUGAACAGAUCUUUGAUUGUUUUGACGCUCGUCUGAUUUUUAACUCUUUAAACGCAGCUAAACUUUCCUGAUUUACUAACUUUUCCACUGACGAACUUGUUGAAUGAAACUUUGUCCCCUUAAAGUUUAUAAAGUUUGACCACUUUGCUGAUCUGAAACCCCGGUUCAAAAAUGUGUAACCACUGAACAAAAUCAAUGUUUUCAACAACACAAAGGUCUAAUGUGGCGUUCAAGUUACCUUAGAGGUCAGAUGUCGGAGCUGAAAAUGACGUCGCACCUGAGUUUCCACCGUUUCAGUCACCAAGUCGGAAAAAAGCAAAAUCGGCGGCAGAAACUAGAUGUCUAAAGGUCCUUUCACACCGGGACCGUUUUUGUCGUGCGAUUAUUUCGGACGUCAAUAUUUUUUUUUAAACCUGUAUCCUGUCAAUACAAGCGUUCACAUCAGCGACAUUUUCCCGUCCUUAUUGCGGCAUUUAUUUUUUCGGAUCACAGUCGAUUUUUCUAAAGUUUCCCAUACCGUGUGUCCACUUCUGACCAAUCAGAUUUCGUGUUGUUGAGACGUCAGAUUCAUCGGUAUAUCCAACAUGGCCGACCGGCUGAUUGUGUGUCGGAGAACAAUGAUUUCUCACAUGACGAUGUUUUGCGUGCUUUAACAGUUUGAUAAACGUCUUUGUUUUAACUUUCAUCUGUGCUAACGUAAGCUAACGGUUGUUACCAUAGUUACAUGUGCUUAUCUUAUCGCCUCUGAUUGGCUAUAAGUGCUGACCGUUCGACUUGAGCGUGUGAUGACGUUUCCAACUUUUCUAGCCAAUCAGAAGUGAAGGAGGCGGGCCUUUCCCCGGGAUGCGUCUUUUUCUCCCGGAAAGUCGCAAAAUCGCAUCGGCCUGAUAUGUAUAGUCAGGCGCGUCAAAAUUCACCUCCGAAUAUUUCGUAAUUCCAGCGUUCUAUAUUUUGCGUAUAGACAAAAGUUACAUCUACGAAAGUUAUUUUAGCGCUUGACUUUUCCGAACAUAAGGCAGGCGCCGAAAUGACUUCCAUAGCUGUAGCCAUCUUGUUUCCAUAGCAAAAUCAGAGGCGGAACCAAGGUGGCUACAUCUACGAAAGUUAUUUAACGGCUUGCCUUGUCCGAACAUAAAGCAAACGUUAAAUAACUUUCGUAGAUCUUUCGCCAUCUAGUUUCCGCUUCCGAUUUUGCUUCUUUCCGACUUGGUAACUGUGACGUCAAAAUUCAGAUGGUAACCCACCGUCAAAAUUCACCUCUGAAUAUUUCGUAAUUUUGCGUUCUAUAUUUACUUCGGCCCCGGUGUGUGAGGACCUGACAUCUAUGAAAGUUAUUUUAGCGCUCGACUUUUCCCGAACAUAAAGCAGGCGCUAAAAUAACUUAUCUUUCACCAUCUAGUUUCCGCCUCUGAUUUUGCUUCUUUCCGACUCGGUAACUGUGACGUCAUUUUCAGUUCCGACAUCUGACCUCCGCGGUAACUCGAACUCGGCAUUAGACCAGGAUUAACGGAAAACUCUGCGGUUGUGUUCGGUUUUUGGUUGCAGAGCUUCACGCCUCCUCAGACGUGGUCUUCAUCGUCUUCAGGAACCUCCUCCCCGUCGUCAUGAUGGUCAUGCUGUUGCUGUUGCUGGUCCUGCUCCACUUUAGGGAACUCAGAGAAAAACUACGUCAGCUCAGGUCGACUCGGUCGGAAAUAUGAGAGCUGAAAAAAAAAAGUUUACGAUAAAGUAAUCACGUUUACUUGACUGGCUGGUUUGGUUGCUAAGAAACCGUAAACGUCAACACCUUUCCCGGUUAGUUUUUAACUUUUUCUGUGAUUACGAUGUUUUUAUGUUUGAACGAUGGACAGCAUGUCUGACAUUCACCCCGAGCUUCACGUCUUUCUGCUGUUUACUGUUUAUGAAUAAUUUAACUUCUAUUAUUGUGAAAUGACCGCGCUGAGUUUUAGUGUCUCCAUGAUAAUUAAUUUUUGACGCUUUCUGUUUUUUUUUUUUAACUUUAAUGACUGUUUGUAUCGUCAGAUAUUUAAUUUGACACUGAUGCACUUUGAACAGCAGGGGGCGGAGUUUCACCUCUUUUUUAAUUGUGUGUUUGUGAGCGUUUGUGUGAGAGACGGAAAGUGAAAAAAGAAAAAAGUGAAUUUUAGUGUUUUAUAGUUAAACAAGUAAAGGAUAUUAUGAUGUUUAUAACAGGGUUGGGGAAUCAGCCGAUCAGCCAAUCAGAGUCCAACAACUUUGACCAGAUAUAAGGAGUCCAGAUUUAUUCUGUUUAUUUAUUUAUAUCUGUUUAUUUAGUUUUCCUGUUUUAUUUUGUAGAAGUUGAUGACUUGUCUUUCCUGUUUUAUUUUGAAGUAGUUGAUUCGUUGUUUAUUUCCUGUUUUAUUUUGUAGUAAUUGAUUCCUUAUGUUUCCUGUUUUAUUUUGUAGUAAUUGAUUCCAUGUGUGUUUCCUGUUUUAUUUUGUAGGAGUUGAUUCCUUGUGUUUCCUGUUUUAUUUUGUAGUAGUUGAUUCCUUGUUUAUUUUUCGUUUUAUUUUGUAGUAGUUGAUUCCCUGUUUGUUUCCUAUUUUGUUUGAAGAAGUUGGUUCCUUGUGUUUCCUGUUUUAUUUUGUAGGAGUUAAUUUCUUGUGUUUCCUGUUUUACUUUGUAGGAGUUGAUUCCUUGUGUUUCCUGUUUUAUUUUGUAGUAGUUGAUUCCUUGUUUUUUUCCAGCUUUAUUUUGUAGGAGUUGACUUCUUGUUUAUUGCCUGUUUUAUUUUGUAGUAGUUUGUUCCCUGUUUGUUUCCUGUUUUAUUUUGUAGGAGUUUUCCCUCCCUCGUUAGUCACUCAUCAGUCUCACCUGUGUCUCGUUUGUCUGUCUCUGUAUAUUUAGUUCCUCUCUUCUCCUCUCUCCUGGUUUGUUCUUUGUCUGUUCGGAUCUCCAGUUCGUCUCCUUGUUGUUGUUUUGUUUGUUCAGGAUUUUGCUCCUCCUGUUUUUCCCUUCAGUCAUGUUGAGAGUAAGUCUGAGUUGAUUUUUUACUUUUUUUCUUAAAUAAAUCUUUAGUUUUGUAAUUUUUGUCUUUUCUUCUUUCUCCUCUGUGACACGAGGACUCUCGUUGGAUGAUCUUUAGUAAAGUGGUUGAAUUGUUUUCUGGAUGUUCAGCUGAACUGGAGCCUAAAUGUUUAUUUUUAUGACGUGUUUUUUUGUCGGCCUGUUUUAAGUUUUAGUCUUUGUGUCAAACUGUCAUUUUAGUUUUUAUUGAUUUAGUCACUUUUAAACUCAUUUUUGCUGAGGAAACAGAAAACAAUAACAACGCGAGUAAACCAUUUCGUCUCGUUUUAGUCGAUGAAAAUGAAGAGACAUUUUAUCAGAGUUUUUAUUUUCUGAACCUUAUUUAGUCUUGUUUUUAUUCGUCAACAAUCUUGCAUUAUUUAGCUAUCGUUAUCAUCUCAAGACCACCAUUUACGUUUCGUCUCGUCUUGUUUUCGUCACGAUGACGAUCUUUCGUAAACACUACUUGUAAUAACGUACAAAACUUUAACCCUUUCAAACAGAGUCAACUUUCAGACAUCGUUUUAAACCAUCAGAACAUGUUUGCUGCAAUGAGGUCGUUUAAAAUCAUCUUAAAGUUAAUUUGGCGACUAAACGGAAAAUUAAAUUCACAAAACUGAAAUCAAGAAUAAAGACGUCUUUUUCUUUAGAUAGGCUUCCUUAUUGAUCAGCUGUGGUUAUUAAUCAAUGUUUCUCAGCCGUUAGUUUGUGUCAUGUUUAACAAUCGUACCUGUUUAUCUGGUGAAUAUUAGCGUGUAAAUUUAGUCAUGUUGAACAUAUUCACACGCCUCUUUAUAUAGCUGUUAGCAUGUCUGCUCUCUUAGCGUACUUUCAUGAUAUCUACCGUACGUGUUUGUAAAUUCAGACAUGAACCUCGAACCUCGACUCCACCUGACGAUUCUCUACAGGGGUUAUUUCUACCGUGACAGCAGCUCUGUCUGUCAGAAAUGUUUUUAUUUUUAUUUUAAUCUUGAGAGUAAAAAUAAACGCUGCGUCGAACAGCAGAGAUCAGCCACACAGGAAGAGACCCCUCCUCCUCCUCCUCCUCCUCCUCAUCAUCAUCAUCAUCAUCAUCAUCAUCAUCAUCAUCGCUUCAUUUCAGUUUGAGGUUCACACAGUCAACAUGGAGGUCUGCUGCAGACUAAGUGAGUUUGACUUUUGGUUAAAUCUACUUUAGUACAGGUAAAAGUUUUAAUCGUUAAAGUCCGAAGAGUUUUACUUUUACGUCUGAGGCAGAGAUCGAACUGAAAACCGUAGAUGUCGUAGAUGUCUGCUUCAUGGUCUCGUGAUGUCUAACUUUUCCAUGUCGUCCCUCCAGUGUUGUUCGGUGUUUUGAUCCUGCUCUGUGAACAUAAUCAGAAAGUCGGUAAGUUUCAGUAAAUUUAACCCUCGGUUCCUCCUCUGUUCGUUUUGAGGACAUUGUCGUUGUUUUCAUCGUUAUUUUGAGCUGAUAGUCACGUUUUUAAAGAUCGGAAAAUCUAAUUUGGUGAGAGAUCUUAUUGUCACCUGUAGUGAUACAACAGAUUGAGCCGCACAUCAUUUUAACCCCUUCAGUGAUUUUAUAGCUAUUUUUUAUAUCUGCGUAAUCACAGUCAUAUUUUGGUUAGAGGAGGAUAAACACUUAUAAAUGAUUCCUAUCUUACAUAUAUCUUCUGAUUUUAUAUGCCUUUGUAUAUAAAAUUAAUUUAUCAUGAACAAAUGAAUUCGAUCGUAUUUGAUUUGGUCGAGGACGAGGCUCCAGAAAAGGAGGUGAAAAUGGCUUGUUUUUCUGUUCCACGUGACUUUAUUAAUAAAUAUGACGUGCUGAACAAAAACUGGAAUAAAAAGGGGAAAACAUCAAAUUCUGUAUUCAUUAUUUUUUUAAUGGUUAGGACUAAAGUUGUUUAAGAGAUUUGAAACAAAAUAGGACUCUAUAUUUAAAAAAAAAAAAAAAAAAUAUAUAUAUAUAUAUAUAUAUACAGGUAAUUUUAUAUGGGAAAUCUGGUGAUUUUGUGUUUUUUACCAUUAAAAAUUGCAAUGACAUGCUGAACAAAAACUGGAAUAAAAGGGGAAUACAUCAAAUUUUUAAUCUAUAAUUGUUUUGAAAAAAAAGAAUAAAAUGAUUAUUUCAUAAACACUUAUCUGCAUGUCUGUUUUGGGGACAAAGUAGGCUUGAUGGAGCUAAAAUAUGAAAAAUUGGAAAAACAAAAAAAGAUUUAAAUGCAUUAAAAUCAAUUUGACUUCUCAUCAUUGACAUGGCCCAGACUCUUUAUUUUAAAAAAGAGAAUUUAUUCAGGUCAUUUUAUAUUGGAAAUAUCGUGAUUUUGUGUUUUUUACCAUUAAAAAUAACAAUGACAUGCUGAACAAAAACUGGAAUGAAAGGGGAAUACAUCAAAUUUUUAAUCUAUAAUUUUUUUUUUAAUGGUCGGCAGAAGUUGUUGAAGAGAUUUGAGUUGAAAAUAGUAAAGAAAAUUAUUAUUUUAUAAACAUUUAUCUGCAUGCCCGUUUUGGGGACAAAGUCGGCUGGAUGGAGCUAAAAUAUGAAAAAUUGGAAAAACAAAAAAAGAUUUAAAUGCAUUAAAAUCAAUUUGACUUCUCAUCAUUGACAUGGCCCAGACUCUUUAUUUUAAAAAAGAGAAUUUAUUCAGGUCAUUUUAUUUUGGAAAUAUGGUGAUUUUGUGUUUUUUACCAUUUGAAAUAGCAGUGACAUGGUGAACAAAAACUGGAAUAAAAGGGGAAUACAUGAAUUUUUAUCUGUAAUUUUUUUAAUGGUCAGCUGAAGUUGUUUAAGAGAUUUGAAACAAAAAAAAGGAAGAAAAAAAGUUUAAAAAAUGAUUAUUUUAUGAACAUUUAUCUGCAAGUCGGCUGGAUGGAGCUAAAAUACGAAAAAUUACCACUACAAAAAAGAAUUUAAAUUCACCAAAAUCGAUUUUACUUCUUAUCAUUGACAUGGCCCAGACUUUUUUUAUUUAAAAAAAUUAUUGUUUUUUACCAUUAAAAAUAGUAACAAUAUGGCGCACUAAAACUGGCAUAAAAAGGGUGUUACAUUUAAUUCUUUAUUUUUAAUUUUUUUAACGUUCAGGGCUGAAGUUGUUUAAGAGAUAUGAGUUGAAAAAAGUUUUAAAAAAUGAUUAUUUUAUGAACAUUUAUCUGCAUGUCUGUAUUGGGGAUAAAUUAGGCUGGAUGGAGCUUCAAAUGAACAGGAACCAAAGGGUUAAAAAACUACAUUCCUCUUUUGUGUCGAGGUUUAGAGAACAAAUCGUUUCAUCUCAAUUUUUUUCCAGAUUCAUUGUUUCUCCAAGUCGAACCGAACAAGAUGCAGUUCUUUGAAUACGAGUCUGUGACCUUUCACUGCGAGGGCAGCUACAGCUCCACCGGAUUAAAAGUCGUCCAUCGCGUUAAAGAUUUACCUUCAUGUAACAUCACGACCACGGAGACAUCGAGAGUGCUGACCUGCAGCGUUUCCAUUUUUUACCAAGAGGACAGCGGGGAGUACUGGUGUGAGUCUGUGGGAGGGAAGAGGAGCAACAUCAUCUUCAUCACUGUCACAGGUAAGUUCAUAAAGAAUCAGUAUUUUUAGAGUAAUUUACUGUAUUUAAAGUUAAAACGGUCUCCAACAGACAAACCCGUGAACCUGGAGAGUCCUGUCCUUCCCGUCCUGGAGGGAGACUCUGUGACUCUACGCUGCAGAGUCGAGAUGAACCAGACUGACCUCUCAGCUGACUUUUAUAAAGAUGGCCGCCGCGUCUGGAGCAGCUCCACAGGAGAGAUGACCGUCAGCCAUGUUUCCAUGAAGGAUGAGGGACUCUACAAGUGUGACAUCUCUGAGGUCGGGGAGUCAUCUGAGAGCUGGUUGACCGUCAAAGGUGAGACAUACCGAAGUUCAGACAGAGGAGGAACCGAGGGUUAACAAAAAUCAAGAUAUGUUAUUCUGAUAUUCUGAGCUUCUCGCCACCUUUACCCAAACAAGCAGAUAACUUACAUCGUUGUAUCAUCUGCAUACGUCUGAAUAUCAUCCAGUGUUAGAGAUGAAAAUGUCCAAAAUCAAACUCAAACUUCUGCUUCUUUGGGGUUUUAAGUUUCUCUCAGAAGUGUUUGAUCAUGGUGGGAAAAGGUUUAAUAUUUGACUCAUCGACUCCAGAGGGAUAGUUCCUGUUGGACUGAACCUCAUUAAACUCUACUUUAAGAAAACCAAACCUUUCCUUCAGUUAUUAAAGACACACGUUUGGUAACUGUCAUAUUCUGUCAUCUUAGACAAAGCUUGCCUGGACAGAAGACCUGUUUCAGAUCGUCCGUCCUCAGAUUGUUCCUCCUCAGACGUUUUAUUCACCAUCUUCAGAAACGUCCUCCCCGUCGUCAUGAUGGCUCUUCUUCUGCUGCUGCUGGGUUUUAGCUACAGAGGGAAACUCGGAGGUAAACUGUGAGAAGAAACGUCUGAAAGUAAAGAAUAAUCUGGGCUCAAAGGCCAAAUCCAGUCUGGUUGAUGGUGAAGUUUUGCUAUUAUCGUCUUUUUUCUCAUAUAUUAAGAGUUAACAGUGUGAGUAAGUGAUGUAAAUGUGUAUUUGACUCGACAGAUAAAGUCACAAUAAUGUUGUAUUUUUGUUGAUGUAAGCAGCUUUUAAGUUAGUUCCUUCUUUGUUUAUAUUUCUCAUGUUCUCAGGGUCUCAUUCUGACGAUUAUAUGAGAAUUGUCAGUAACAGCUCUCUCUCCCUCUCUUUCUCUCUCUCUCUCUCUUUAAUUUUAUUUUAUGCCUCUAUAUUUAAAACUCCUCAUUGACCACGUCUGCAGACCACAGUGUCACUGACACACAGCUGAGAGCGUCACGUUUGACUUCCUGCUUCGGUUUUGUGUGAACAAUUAAAAUAAAAAUAAACAUCUUAAAUAUAACCUGACUGUUUUGUGUUUGAAUAUUUUUAACAUUUUACUACAUGUUUGAGAGUCAAAACCAAUAAUCAUUUCAUCAAUACUAAGCUUUUUGUGAAUUAAACUUUUAGAGAUGAAUUUUUGUAGGAAAUGCACAUCGUGUUGUCCAGCAGGGGGCAGACAAAAAAAAAAUAUAUAUAAAAUAUACGCAAACACAUACAUAUGUAUAUGUGUGUAUAUGUAUGUAUGUCUGUAUGUGUGUAUAUGUAUAUAUGUGUGUAUAUAAAUAUGUGUGUGUAUGUGUGUGUAUAUGUAUAUAUGUGAAUAUGUGUGUAUAUGUGUGUGUAUAUAUGUGUAUAUAUAAAUGUGUGUGUGUGAAUGUGUGUGUGUAUAUGAAUCUGUGUGUAUAUGUAUGUGUAUAUAUGUAUAUGUGUGUAUAUAUGUAUAUUUGUGUAUAUGUAUGUAUGUGUGUGUAUAUAUAUAUGUGUGUGUGUGUGUGUGUGUGAAUGUGUGUGUAUAUGUAUAUGUGUAUAUAUGUAUAUAUGUACAUGUGUGUGUAUGUAUAUGUGUGUGUAUAUGUAUAUGUGUAUAUAUGUAUAAAUGUAUGUGUGUGUGUAUGUAUAUGUGUGUGUAUGUGUGUAUUUAUGUAUAUAUAUAUAUAUAUGUGUGUAUGUAUAUAUGUAAAUUUGUGUAUGUAUAUAUGUAUGUAUAUAUAUAUUAUAUAUCCUGUGUGUUUAGUGUUUUAGACCCUCUGUCUCCUUGCAGAGACACUCAGCUCUAAGGUUUUGUCGUACAUGACUGCAGCUCUGUCUGUGGUUAAAGUCUAUUUUCAAUAUAACAGACUAAAUUAGAGCUUCAUCAUCAGCGUAGGAAGAGACCUUUCUCUUCACCUGAGUUCACUUCAGUCCGACACUCAGACGACCAACAUGGAGGUCAGCGGUAUUUACAUCACCCUGAGUGAGUUUGACUUCUUCACCUUUGUGAAGACAUAAGUGAUAUAGAAGUUUUCUGUUUUAACAUGUUUAUUGAGAGAUUUUUGACGUACGUUUAUACAGAUUUUUGUUUUUUUGCUUUUGCUUUUUAUUGGGUUUUUCAGUUCUUCUGAACGCGACUCUGUGAUCUAAAGGUUUUUCUUUUUAUAGUGGUCCAUGUGCUGGUCCUGAUGAGUGUAGAUGUCCAUGAAGUCGGUGAGUUUAGAUCCGUUUCCUCUUUCUGAUGUUUUAAAAACACAAAUUGAUGCUUUUUGUCUGUUUUUUUCACUUCUCUCAGAUUCAGUCUUUCUUCACGUUGAACCGAACAAAAUGCAAUUCUUUGAGUACGAGUCCAUGACCUUCAUCUGUGAGGACCACGGAGGUUCAACAGGACUGAAGGUUAUCCAUCAGACCAAAGGGAAGUUACAUUCAUGUCAAACUACAGAUAAUCAGACACCGGUGUUGACCUGCUCUGUCAAGAACAUCUACCACGAGGACAGUGGAACGUACUGCUGUGAGUCUAGAGAAGGAGAGAAGAGCAACAUCAUCAACAUCACUGUAACGGGUACGUCUACAUGAAGACAGACCUCCACAUAAACCAUGAACUUGGUCCUUUCUAAAACCAGAACUCUGUUUUACUCAGCUGGAUCAGUGAUCCUGGAGAGUCCGGUCCUCCCUGUGGUGGAAGGAGAGUCCGUGACUCUGCGCUGUAGGAACAAGACCACCUCAUCCAGACUCUCAGCUGAUUUCUACAGAGACGGCGUCCUCAUCAGAGUCGGCUCCACCGGAGAACUGACCAUCCCCAGAGUCUCAGAGUCCGAUAAAGGACUGUACAAGUGUCGGGUCUCUGGAGGUGGAGAGUCAGUGGAGAGUUACCUGGACGUCAAAGGUGAGGUUUUUUAUUUCUCCUCUGUUCAGGCUGGAUUGUCGGAUGUUUGGUUGUUUUGAGUUAGGUCUUCAAAUGCAGCUCAAGUGUCUGAGAUGGAUUCAGAAAGCGGGUAUUCACCAGAAUCAAGUUACGAUAUUCACCAUGACACCUUCUUGUCUUAGAAAAACCCGACCGAGAGAGAGACCCCUCCUCGGAUCGUCCUCCGGCAGAUCUUCUCUUCAUCGUCUUCAGAAACGUCCUCCCCGUCCUGAUGAUGGUUCUUCUUCUGAUGAUGCUGUGUUUCAUCCACUGUGGGAAACUCAGAGGUAGACGACCAAACGCCAAGUCCACUGAGAUAGAAAUCACCCAGAAAGAAGGUUAAGACGUUGACGCUGACGUCCACUUUGAACGUCUUAUUUUCGUAUGCACUUUGACUUCAUAAUUAAACGUCCGUUUAAAUCAACAAUAACAGGAUAAAAACAUGAUUAUAUUGUAGAUUUGUUCAUAUAACUCAGAGUUCAGUGUCUGAUUAUAAAGAUGAAUUCAUGCUCUCACGGUCUGUAUGAACACAUGAGGAUUGUCAGUAACUGCGCUCUGUUAACCACUUAAAUCUAUUUUAAUUCUCAUCUAUGUAUAACAGCUGUUUCUGACACACGUCUGCAGACCACAGCAUGAAGAACAUGCACCUCAGAGCUUCAUGUUUCACUUCCUGCUUCUGUUUCUUUAAGAAAUAAAAAAAUAAAUUAAAAAACACGACUUUAUUCUGUUGUAACGUUUGGAUAAUUAUCGACAUUUUAUCUCAUAUUUGUACUUUAAUGUCUUUUAAAACAAUAAAUACCAACAACAGUUCAGUCUGAGACAGAUUUUUCUAUAUUAUGAAUAAUUGAGAUGAACUUUAUUAAUAAUGCACUUUUAGUGUUCUCCAGCAGGGGGCAGAUUAGCACUUGUCUUUUCCAAAUUUAUUUUAUAUGCCAACAUCUAUGAAAGAAAGACCCAGGCCACGGAGCGCAAUGCGUCCUUUACGCACAGAUGGUUCCGAUUUUAAUGCCAUUUUUGGAGUUUAUGUUGUGAUCUGUGCGCACAACCCACCUUUGUCACGUGAGGUUUGAAUAUGUCCAACUUUAUGUGAGUGUCUUUAUUUGUGGAAAAGGGUGUUUGUCUUACCAGUGCGUCCAACAUUACACACACCAAAUCCAUCUGUGCUCAUAUGAGAGAGUGUGGAGGACGCCCAAUGCAGCGCUUACAGUGACACUUGUUGAGGAGCUGCCUUCUGUCGCCAUCAUGUGGCAUUGCUGUCUUCUGACAUCUCUUGAUCUCUUUGACUACUUCACGAAAAUUGUAAUACACCUCACCGGUGGCGGAUUUAAAGGCGAGGAGAGGAGCUUAUGUGAUUGGUGAAAACAGGUCUCGGCUGUAUUAAACCCACUCCACGCCCUCUCUCCUCCCUCUCUACGACUUACACCGCUGGGAGUAGCUGAGAUAGGGAGGGGGGAUACUUACGCCGGGCACGACUUGUCGGCGUGGCAGACCUGACUUACGCCGCAGCUAUUCCACGCCGCUGGCGAGGAACAAAAAUAGAGCCCUAAGAGUUUAAUCCUGAUUAACCCGACAAAAUACAGACCCUUAACUGAUUGUUUUUGUUUUUAAACUCACAGUUCAGACGGAUUUUGCUGAGUAUUUUUUUUUAAACUCGUAGUUCUCAUCCAUAAAUAGGAAGUGCGUUUAAAUGACCAAAAUAUCACUAAUUUAUUGAGUGCUCAACCUAAAACUGCAGUUCCUCCAGCGUCCACUUGAGGCAGGUAUUAAGGUUACAGUUUCUGGUUUAGUCUUUAUUUAUAAUCAUUAAAAUCCGCUCAGUCAAAUGAGGCCAAAAUCACAGUUUUUAUCCCCACAGGUCUCGGCUGAACGUUUGUCUUAUCGGCGUCUUUUAAACACGUUAAACUCGGAUGACGAAUCCGUGAUCUUGUUUCUGAUUGAUCGAAUAUUCGCUUAAAUUUAUCACUGCUGAUCUGAGGAGAAGUCGAACCCACCAGCAGGUCAGCAGACUCGUGUUAAUUUGAGCCUCAGUGAACCUCAGAGAGCGCAGUUCUCAGUAUACGCUCAUUUAGACACACACACACACACAUAUUUAUAUAUAUAUAAAUCGAUGGUUAUCUUCAUUCUUUAGCUCCGCCCUCUGAUACUUGACCUGAGAUGAGGGGCUGUUUACCACACGCCUGCAGCUCAGUCUGUGGUGAGCGUCUAUUUCAACUAAUAGGGACAAAACUAGAGCGUCAUCAUGAACCGCACUUAGCCACGCAGGAAGAGACCCCUCCUCCUCCUCCUCACCAUCGUCAUCAUCAUCAUCGCCUCAUUUCAGCGCGAGGCUCAGAGAGUCAACAUGGAGGUCAGCGGUCUCUGCGUCAGCCUGAGUGAGUACUUCUGGUAGAUUUUAAAGGAUGUUUUAACGUGUUUUUAUAGAUCUACGUCAGGGCUGAACGUGAACUUUUUUCACAUGUUCUCUUGAGUUGAAAAAGUAAGGAGCACAAAGAACUUUAGGGGAUCAAUGAAAACUGAUCUAAUAAUGUUUGUCUUAUUGUCCGACCUUAGUACUACUAUUCGAAAUCAAUUUAAGGUCAGUUGGUCACAUGCAAGCUAUUGAAGGAAAACAGCCUUUUCUGAGAACACCAACCGGUGAUUUAUUAACGGCCCCUUAUUCAACACCGACGUUGACAGCGAGGGGCCGAGUAGUAGUGUUGUAGUACUCAAGAUUGGUCUUGGUCUCGAGACCAUUUUUUAAAGGGUCUUAGUGUCAUCUCGGAAUCGAAGGCAUUUUCACUUGGUCUCGGUCUCACUUGGUGCGGUCAUGACUACAACACUACCGAGUAGAUUUAACCGCGCUGCCGUUGCUGUUCUCAGUUAUGGAGAGUGAGAAGACACCGGUAGAUCUUCAGUGAAUGUCCGUCGAAUAUCCAACCUAAAACUAACUUCACCGUGGUAAAAACAUCGCAAAUAUGAGUGAAACGAUUGCACUGUUGAGUCCUGGGUGUUAUGUAGAAGGAAUCCGUUUUAGUUCAGUUCUGAACCAGAUUAAGGAGUCAUAAAUAAAGUGAUAAAACGCUGUCAAAUACGACUCUUUGUUAGAAACGUUUCCUGUUUUUACCUUCCCAGUGGUCCAUGUGCUGGUCCUGAUGAGUGUAGACGUCCGUGAAGUCGGUGAGUUUAGAUCCGUUUCCUCUUUCUGCUGUUUUUAAAACACAAAUUGAUGCUUUUUGUCUGGUUUUUACUUCUUUCAGAUUCAGUCAUUUUUCAUGUGGAACCGAACAAAAUGCAGUUCUUUGAGUACGAGUCCAUGACCUUCGUCUGUGAGGACCACGGAGGUUCAACAGGACUGACUAUAGUUCAUCAGACCAAAGGGAAAUUACUAUCAUGUCAAACUACAGAUAAACAAACACAGAUGUUGACCUGCUCUGUCAAGAACAUCUACCACGAGGACAGUGGAACGUACUGGUGCGAGUCUAGAGAAGCAGAGAAGAGCAACAUCAUCAACAUCACUGUAACGGGUACGUCUACAUGAAGACAGACCUCCACAUAAACCAUAAACUUGGUCCUUUCUAAAACCAGAACUCUGUUUUACUCAGCUGGAUCUGUGAUCCUGGAGAGUCCGGUCCUCCCCGUGGUGGAAGGAGAGUCCGUGACUCUGCGCUGUAGGAACAAGACCACCUCAUCCAGACUCUCAGCUGAUUUCUACAGAAACGGCGUCCUCAUCAGAGUCGGCUCCACCGGAGAACUGACCAUCCCCAGAGUCUCAGAGUCCGAUAAAGGACUGUACAAGUGUCGGGUCUCUGGAGGUGGAGAGUCAGCGGAGAGUUACCUGGACGUCAAAGGUGAGACAUGCAGAACUUUCCCAAUAACAUUCCGUCAUGUCGUCACUGUAUGAAUACCUUUAAACUGUCAUGGCUGUUAUAACUUCAAUGUAACAUCUGUACUAACUAAAUUCAGUUCUGUUGUUUCAGAAACACCUGGAGGGACCGGCUUGCCCAGUUCCAGUUCACACCUCUGGAUUAUCAUCGUUGUUUUGCUGACUCUGCUGUUACUGGUUGGACUACUUCACUUCAGUAAAAUCUUUUGGCGCAAAGGUAUGGUGACGGUUAUUGACACCUCAAAGGCAUUUGCUACUGUCGGUGCGUUGUUACUUCCUUUGUAUUUUGGGGCGUUUUCGUGGUUGGAGGCGUUAUUUACGAUCCAGACUUUGCCUCGGCUUAUUAACUUUUUGGCAACUGUCACGAACCUCUCAGUAAAACCCGCUCAGGGCCCUGUCAGAUUUCAUCUUGUGAAAGGUUUGCUUUAACUUCCCCCGAGGUGUCAACUAUGACACAAUGAGAGAUAAUGUCAACACUCAGAGGUUGAUGUGUUUUUAUGUUUUCUAUCGUUUCUUUUGCAGUAAUUCUUCACCUGUCCACGACUCAUCUACGAUCACCUGAUGAUCACGCAGGUAAGAACAAGAGAGGUCGGUAAACGAGGUUAGGAGACGAAAAAUAGAGAAAUAUUCCAAAAAGUAGACAUCGUAUCAGACACUUCAUCAUCUUUUUAUUAUUACUACGGCCCUGUAUGUGGAACAGUUCACCUAAAGACCUGAGGACUGAAACUAAUCUGAAUGACUUUAAAUGAAAACUUAAAACUUACCUUUUUAGUCUUGAUUUUAACUAAUUUUCUAUCAUUAACUUUAAGUGUUUUAGCAUUCAUCUCUUCUAGUUUUAAUGACAGGAUCGUCUUUUAUUGCGCUAUUUUGGUGCUCUUUAGUUUCUUUAAUGUUGUUUUUAUUUCAUUUUAUUCAUUAUUUCUUAAAUUUCAUUCUAUGUUACUUUGUUUUUUAGAUUUUAUCUUGAGUUUUAAAAUGGCGUUUCCUCAGUGCACACAUUCCUGUUUCCACGAAAUCGAGCCCUUUUUAAGUUCAAGCAUUUUAAUUCUGUUUCUGUUGGCGUAGAUUUGAGUUUUCUUUGUUUCUUUUAUUUCUUUUUCUGUGUAAAGCACUUUUUGCUAAAUGGUCGUGUAUGAAAAGUGCUAUAUGAAUAAAGACUGAUUCAUUGAUUGAUUGAUUGAUUGAUUGAUCGAGUAUAUACCCAAGUAUAACCUACUGUUGUAUAUCCCUGUGGUGUCCCAGGUCUUGAUACCAUUGAUAGAGAUAUCCCUCUUUGGACAGGCCAAUGUUAAUCAUGGGAAUAUCGUUAUUCUCAUAUAGAAGUAAAUCCAUCAUUAUGUCAUCAAUAUGAGAAAACAUAGAUUAGUUGAAUUAGUUAGCUAAACUCUUUUUAAUGUUUGUCAGUUUAUUGUAACUGAAUGAUUUCUAACGUACAAUUGUUGUUGUUUUCAGUUCCUGUAGAAGACGGAGGAGCCGAUACAAACACAGACCUGUACGCUGUGGUCGACAAAGACAGGAGAACACAAGGUAGCCCACCGGUCCUCUGAAUGUGUGUAGUCAGGUUUCAAGAAGGACUCAUGAAAUCAGACUCUAAGUUUGUGUAAACCUCAGAUGAGGCUGAAAAUGUGUGAAUUUUACUGAUAGAAAGAGUCAGGUGUCAUCUGCAUAAUGAGUAAUCCUGCAUACAACAAAUGGGAGCAAAGAGAGUGAAAGAAACACAGGAUUAAAACUGAAUAUAUGGGACACACAUCUAUACCAAGGAAUUCAUUUUCCAGCUGUUUGAGUUCAAUAAAUUCAUCAUUAACUCAUUGGUUUUUCCUCUUUGCUCUCAGAUUCCCAUGAAACAUUAUCCGGAGCCGUUUACUACAGUUUGGACGGCCCAGAUGACAGUCAACUCAUCGGUAAGAUUUACGGUGAAUUUAUUGAGAAUUAAAAUAAAUAAAGACUUUUUCAUAACUGAAUCUAUUUCCACAGCAGAGCCGAGAGUAUCGAGAGUAUCGUCCAUGGCUGUUCACACACCUCUACCGCCGGAUUCCUUCUAUUCAGUUAUUGAGGAGGUGAGACCGAGAGAAUUAAUGUCCCAUAUUUACAUUUUUAAACAUUUCAUGAAGCAGUAGAUCUGGAAAUAAUCAACACUUAAAGGGAUCAGAGUAUUUGGAAAACCCAGAUAAACUUUUGUCAGACAAUAAAUCUUUUAGUCGCCUCAACUCUUCCCUCGCAGAUUCAGUAAACGUCCUUUUAAGACAUCUGCUUCGAUUUUUUUAACACAGAAAGUCAGACAUAAAAAAAACUAAAGAUAACUCAGAUUAUUACUCAUAAUUUCUGACAUAUAUUCAAACUUGAAUUUUAUUCCUGUGUCGUCUUGUUUUUUAACGGUUCUGUGUGUGUUUUGCAGGUUGGGGGAUGACAGCUGACCAGAGCAUGAUGGAAAUAGAAAUAUUAAAUUUUUAACAAGUUUACAGCUAAACCGUGAUAUCGGUGAAAACAAUAAAAUGAUGGUAGAAAUGAUCUACAGUCUUUGAAGUUGUAAUUAUCAUGUUCACAUAUUUAUUGAAUUUGUUUGUAAAUAAAUAAAUGAGCCUCGGUUCAUCUCAUGUCUGUUUUUGAAUGACCGUGUUUACUAAAAUAAAACAGUGUUGUUGUUUCGUCUGUCAGGUCUGGUUCACGAGUGAACGGUGCAGAGUUUUUAAUACACUCAGCGUGGUCGACCACCGACUCAGAGACGUCCUGUCACUCAUAAACAGACACAUAAAUAACUCUGUGGGUGUCGUACCGUACAAACUUCAGAAAAAUAAACACAUGUUCUUCUGAGUUUGUGAUAUAUUUUAAAAUCUCAAGAGUACUUUUUAUUUUUCAUAUUUAUUUUAUCAUUUAAAAAAAAAAAAAUUAAACAUCUUUUUUUUUUCACAAUGACGUAACAACCCCCCAAAAAAGUCUUUUUUUUUUUUCUUAACCACACAAUUUUCUUCCCUCCCCAUUAUUUCCUAGGGAUACGGAACAGAAAGGGGAAAAAAAGUAUAUAUACACACACACACACACACACAUAUAUAUAUAUAUAUAUAAACUUACUUUCUUAGACUCAGACUUAGUUCCUCUCGUUUCCAUUGGAACAUUGGGCGACCAGUCCCCUCCAUUUGCUCCGGUCCCUAGCGACCCUUCUUGCUCCAUGCCAGCUGACUCCCAUCUCGCUCAGGUCUUCCUUGGCUGUUUGUCUCCAUGGGCUUUAUUUUCGUUCCUCGCCAGCAGCGUGGUGAGGCAUCGGUGACGUAUGCGCACUACGCCGCCACUAGACCAGCUGCUCUCCGCCUGCACUGAAAGCUGACCGGGUUUGAAUCGGAGAGCUUCCAGUGCACUUUCCACACUGCCGGCGAGCACGAAAAUGUCGCUGCGCUAGCUGAUUCUGUCAACACCUCCCCCUACUGCGCCACCACCUUGGUGCGCCUCAGUCCACGAAAAUACCAAACUGGCUGUGCACCGAGCCCCGCCAGACGAAAAUACCACUGCACGGGGACCGCCACCCUCUAAUGCACCGCCAGUGGGCACGAAAAUAGAGCCCCAUGUCUUCUUUGGCCUCCCUCUCCUUCUCUUUCCCCCCUCUGGCAUCCAGUCUAUUGCCACACUUGCCGGUCUCUCUUUUGGCAGUCGGAGUACACGUCUGGUCAUUCCCUUUCUACUGUCAGAGACGAUGUCUGCCCCCCUCCCCACUUGAUGCCGUGGUUUUCCCCGGUGACAGUUUUCCUCAUCACAAAGUCAAUGACUAAUAAAAAGUAAGGGUAACAGGAUGCAACCCUGUCCUACCCCGGUCACCAUGUCAAAGUCAUCGGUUGUGCCAUUGGUGGUUUUCGGCAAGUGGAGUUGUGAGAUAGGGCCCUGAAGAUUUGGACAUACUUGGAUGGUUUACCGUAUAGUUGGAGAAUAUGCCACAGUGAUUCCCGGUGGAUGCUGUCGAAAGCUUUCUUGAAAUUGAUGUAAUUGAUCAUGAGGGGUGUCCGGAAUUCUUGGCACUGUUCUAUGAUGUUUCGGAGAGUGAAGAUUUGUUCGGAGCUUAUAUAAACAUAAAUAUAGAUAAAGAGUACAGAAUAUAUAUAUAUCCAUUCAUCCAUUUUCUACCGCUUAUUCCUGUUCCUGGGGUCAUGGGGGGCUGGAGCCUAUCCCAGCAUCUUCGGGCAAAGGCAGGGGGACACCCUGGACAAGUCGCCAGUUCAUCACAGGGCUGACAUAUAGAGACGAACAACCAUCCACGCUCACAUUUAUACCUACGCGCAAUUUGACAGUGGCCAGUUAACCUAACCCCACUCCUGCAUGUUUUUCGGAUGUGGGAGGAAAUCGGAGUAAGCAGACACAGGGAGAAUAUGCAAACUCCACACAGAAACGCCCUGACCUGGAUUUGAACCCAGGUCCUUCUUGCUGUGAGGCAACAGCGCUAACCAUUACACCACUGUGUUCAUGUCAUUUUGGGAAAUUCAGCUUCAGCUGAUUCAGUCGCCCACAAAUCCAAAAAAAUGCGGAACAGAUAUCUGCAGACUCAUCUGUAAGCAUUCAGAUCAGACCUGGAUACGUCAGCACUCCCCCUGGUGUUGACUCGGUGGUCCUACAGGCAGAUAUGAGCUGAUGGUUUGAUUUCAUUUUCGAGAGUGUAUUUCACAAUAUUGACAACUUUAUGAAGAAUCUGUAGGAGGUUUCCCUCACUCUGGUCCUGGUUUUGUUAACACCUCUUCACCCUCAGACUGUAUUCGACUUUUUUCAACAGCCAGACUGGAAGAACUAGAACUAGAAGACGCGAACAUGAGGAUCCAACAUUUCACCACACAUCUUAGUAAUCUCCUUGUUCCUUGUUUUAUUUAGCCGUGUUUCAAAGAAAUGCUCCCACACAGUGACAGUGUGGCUAAUAUGUGAGUUUGAUGAGUCAUACCAUGCACUAGUCGGAUCCUACCAUUUCAAAGGAACUUGUGAUUGGUCAAUCAGAUGAUCCAAUCCUGGUAUAAAACCUCGAUAUGUGCAGAGUGAUGAAGAAAACGCCUCAACACUAAGAGAAGGAAACAAGAAGGAGGCUUAAAUUCAUAAAUCAGCUCCUCAGAGGGUAAGAGAGUCAUUAUGAACAUUCAUGAAAUCUUGACUUUUAAUGAGCAUUAAGAGGAAAUUCACAUUUUUUAACAGGCUAUGAAUUCUGUAAAAACUUUCACUUUCUUUAAAAUCACUUUUACAUUUAUCUACUUUUGUUAUAUAGUUAAAUAUUUAUCUUAAAUAGACAGUACUGUUCAAUGUGUAUAAGUGUGAGCUUUUAAUAACAUGUUCCUCUUUGUCCUCCGUGUCUCAGAACGAGGUGGGAUCAGGUCUCUGUGACUGAGAUGGAUCCGUUCCAGGCCAAAUGGACCCUUUGUGAGUAGUUCUGGGCAGAUUCACUAUCAGAGACUUUAAAGUCAACUUUCAAAGGACUUCCUGAUGCCUUAGCUUUCCACUGAACCAGAUCUUGUUCUGGUUUUUAUCAUGCAAUCUGCACUGAUACUAAUCAAAUACCAGAGGGUGUUGAAUCUAAAUUUUUUCCUCUGUGGUUUUUGUCAUGAAUCAGAUAAAUAAUCAUACAGUGUGAAUUUCUUGCUUUGGUGUGUCUAUUUUAAGUCGUGCUCAGCGCACUGCUGCUUGCUCCGCCCCUCAGCCAUGCUUCUGAGUAUGACCUGAAGAAAAGUCUGGCUGAGUGUCUACAAGACAAAGACUAUGAGCAGCUGCUGCAGACGGUUAAGACCGGCCUCCCACCCAUCAGCAAGUCAAAUCAUGUCGUUAUUGUCGGCGCUGGGAUCGCAGGACUGACUGCUGCAAAGCUGCUGCAAGAUUCAGGACACAAGGUACGACUUCCGUUAGAGUCCCGAAAGACAGCUGUGUUUGAUCAGUAUCUAAUAAUUAUAUAUUUCCUGUCCUCUGUAAUCAAUUCAGAACUUUAAAACAUAUUAUGUUUAUUUAUUCAAGGUAACCAUUUUAGAGGCGAGCGGUCGUGUUGGAGGAAGAAUAGAGACGCACCGUAACCUAAAGGAGGGCUGGUAUGUUGAAUUUGGAGCCAUGCGGAUCCCGAGUUUUCACAAGUGAGUUUAAUGAAUAUUUUAAUUAAGCUCUAUAAUAGAUCGGACUCAAAGACGUUUUUAAUUCAAGAAUUAAACUUACCUUAAAGGUCCCACAUAAUGAUAUGUAUAUUUUUUAACUGUUUUCUUACAUAUCCGAGUAGUUUUUGGGUUUAAUAGCAAACAUUUCCAAACCUUACCCCCAAUUUCCACCGCAUCCGGAACUGCUACGAAAAGGCCGUAUCCGCCGAUCGCAGUGUCAAUUUCCACCGACUUCUUUCCGUUCCUCUGAGGAUCGAUGGACUCCGCAGCUGAUUUCACAAGUUCUAUUUUUCCGGAUGCCAGAGCAUGGCGGAUAAAUUCAGCACAGAUUAACCCGUGCUGGAAAGGAAGUCGGGCACAGACACAAAAUAAAACAUCCGGCUUCUUUUCAAAAUAAAACACUCCGUGUUUCAGGAGGAUCGUAUUUCACACCAUGCAAACAGGCGGAGACGAACAAGUGAAAGGUUUUUAGACGUCAUUUCACCCCGAUGACACCAUGGAUGAGGAGAUGCUGAUUCUAGAAGUCUAGAAGUAGAUUUCGGUGGAGAAUGGGGGUUAUUGUCCACACAGUCAUCUGAGUCAGCAGGGAUGCCAUGAUGCCUGAAUGUUGUCCAAAGGUCGGACAAAUCAGAACCAGAUAAACGCCAAAUAAAAAAAAUGGUGAGCGCUUCAGGAGAACCUGAAUCAGUACAAAGCCAAGUCUGCAGUCAUUGGGGUAAAAUUACUUAUGGGAAUGGGAGUGGGUUUGAGAACAAGGCCAUGAAAGUUGGACCUGUUAGUACAAGAGCAAAUUCAAACCACUUGGUAGAAACUCAUUUUUACUUCUAACUGCUCAGUGCUAACAAAAGUAUUCAUGUAAUGGCAAAAAAACAUUAUUUUCAUCACAUUGGACCUUUAAGAACCACAAAACACCACCGCAGAUCAUUCCAGUACCUUCCUGUUGUUGCUGAGGUCAGCAGAAGUAAAAAACUUUCAUUGUCUUGUCUGCUUUUGAUUUCAAAAUUAAAACACACAAUCCCCAUGACUCAUGUCUGAAAUCUUUCCCCUAUGACAUUCCUUCCUGUUUCAACAGAAUCGUGCGUCAGUUCGUCAAACAGCUCGGGGUCAAGUUAAAUGACUUCAUCAUGUACGAUAGAAACACCUUUUACCUCAUUAACGGGAGGCUUGAUAAAACCUACGUAGUGACGGACAACCCGGAUGUCCUGGGGUACCAGGUGCGAGAAUGCGAGAAAGGGAAGUCAGCCGACGAGUUGCUCCAGCAAGCUCUGCAGAAGGUGUGUCCAACAGAGAAGAAAUACUCUUUAACUCAAGUUCUUACCUGUUCUCUUGUUCUUUAAAAGUAAUCGGUACAAGAUCUCUCAGACAUUAGUAUUUGACUCUUUUGUAAAGCAGACUAUCAUCCGCAUAGAGUGAAAGGUUCCAUGUUGGUUUACCUCUCCGUGAGCAGAUUUCUGGGCCUUCUAGUCCACCAAGAGUCAAGACUUUUGAUGGUCUGAUGGUUAGUUUAUGUAGUUGUCAGCUAUUUGAAGUAACGCAGUAGUUCACAUGUGGGAUACUUUGUUAUUGAACAUGAAAAAUACCUGGAUACACAGCUCGUUACCCCAAAUAGAAAGGUAGUCACAGUCCAAACUCUGGAAAUACUUUGUUUAUUACAAAGAAAGUGUCCUUACCAUUUUUCUCUUUUCUUCUCCAGGUGAAAGAUGAAGUCGAAGCUCAUGGGUGCAGAGCUGCGCUGAAGAAAUAUGACAAGUAUUCUGUCAAGGUAAAACCAGUUCAUCUGUACAUGAGAAAUCUGUGGAAGUAUUGAAGUAGAAAUACACAUAGGACAAGAAAACAUAUCCAGAAGUCAUCUAUGUUACCCCCAAUUUUCACCCCAUCCGAAACGGCUCCGUUACGUAACGGCAGAGAUCCGCCAAUUCCUACCAGAUUCAAUUGUGACGCAAAUUUCGAGGCGGGUUACGGACAGCAGGAAUCGCAAGAACUCACAAGAACCCAUGGAUUCCCGUUCAAUCUCACGAUAACGAGUUGUCUCUAUAAAGACAGACACAUAGACAUGUAAGCAGGAGAUUGUGUCCUUCCAGAGGAGGAAAUCUACUUGCAGUGGAACAGAAAGAAGCUGGUGGGAAUUGACGUAUUAACUUGAACGGUUACGAUCAGCCGCGAUUCGUUGCCAUUCCGGGUGCGGUGGAAAAUGGGGGUAAUUAAACCAGAGGGUGACACAGACGGUGAUUUAUGUUUGAGCUUCUUUCCUCAGACUGUCUUGUUUGAUCGGCAGGAGUACCUGAAAGAAGAAGGAGAUCUGAGUGACGAGGCGAUCAGAAUGAUCGGAGACCUUCUGAACGAGCAGAGCCUCAUGUUCACAGCUCUCAGUGAGAUGGUCUAUGACCAGACCGACAUCAGCGACAAAACCACGUAAGACCUCCAUCACAUUCUCAAUGAGGACGGUUUUUAUUACUGACUCACACGACAAAACACAAGGUCCAGUAAACUGAAGUACAUCUAUAUGCAGAUGACACAAUUUUAAGCAUUCGUUGAAUCCAGUGGACCUCCAGCUCGGCUUACCAUGAACGUCAAACAGAUGACAGCUGAUUACACUUUGAAUUUCUUCACUUUCAGGUACUCUGAAGUGACCGGUGGGACUGAACUCCUGACCAAGGCUUUUCUGCCCGUCCUCCCGAAUGUCGAUAUUCUUCUCAACGCCCCAGUGAAGCUCAUCAGUCGCUCAAACAGAGGAGUAACCGUGUCCUACCAAGCAGAAGGUGACUCUGGUUUGACUGAGGUUAACGCUGACUUCGCCCUAGUGACCACUACAGCUAAAGCGGCCCUUUACAUCGACUUUGUUCCAAAUCUAUCGAUCCAGAAAAUGACUGCACUUCGGUCGGUUCACUACGACAGCUCUACUAAAGUCGUCCUCACCUUCAGUCGGAGGUUCUGGGAGGACGAUGGCAUCCGUGGAGGAAAGAGCAUCACGGAUGGGCCUUCUCGAUUCAUCUACUACCCCAGUCACGGUUUCCAAAACCAGACUAUCGGAGUCCUCCUGGCUUCCUACACCUGGUCUGAUGACUCCCUCCUCUUCUUGGGUGCAAAGGAUGAAGACCUGAAAGAUCUGGUCCUGAGAGACUUGGAGAAGAUCCACGGCAAGCAUGUCAGGUCUCUGUGCACAGGGGUGUUGGUGAAAAGAUGGAGUUCAGAUCCUUACAGCUUUGGCGCCUACGCUCUCUUCACCCCCUACCAGCACUUGGAGUACGCCAGAGAGCUCUUCAGAAGUGAAGGCAGGAUCCACUUCGCUGGAGAACACACGGCCUUUCCUCACGCCUGGAUCGAGACGUCCAUGAAGUCCGCUAUCAGGGCGGCUCAGAACAUCACCAAUGCGGUACUCUUGGAACCAGAUAUGGGUCAAGUCCGAGAAGAGCUGUAGGGUCUGGAGAUUCGUCUCACUUAUUGGUAUUUUUUGGCACUUUUUUGCCAAGGAAACUGAUUUCCUCUUUUAAUGGUUCUGUAAUCAAAUGUGAGGUGAUAUAACUUUCAUUUUCUGUUGUUCUGCACAUUAACAAGAUUUUCUUAAAAACUCAAACUCUUGAAGUUCCACUGAACUUUUCUACCUUACUCCUUGCCUUAAUAAUAGCUCAGUUAAAUUAUGGGUAAAAUGUUGUUUCCUGUGUUACUGUGCUCUAAUUCAUUAUAAUCACCGGGAAAGGAACAGAAAACAUUUUAAAACUCACCUGUUAUAUCUACAAAACUGAAGAUUUAUUCAUACCACUAAUUUUGGGAAUGGUUCAAGGAGUUGUUGGUGAUGGGGGGUGGGAUUUUAUUUUUCUUGUAGUUCAUCAGUGUGUUUUACGUCCAGUUUUCAGUGUCUGUUAUUUCUUAAGAGAAACUGUUAAUAAAAAAAUCAGUGGAGUGGACUUAAUUCUAAUUACAUGGUGGUUUUUGUGAUUUCAGUCCAGUUCCCAGGCCUUGAGAGACAGCUUGGACUAUUACAAGGAGCUGGGUUCUCACCUUCCUUAUGGGUUAAAGUACCAAAUCCAGUCUUAACUCAUUUGGUGCCAGGUUAAUUUAUGCAAUUUUUACCCAGUGCCACCAUUGACUGCACUAGACAGAAUAUCUUGUGCUCAGACUAGAAUUAAGUGCGAUAUCUCAAAAGAAAUAGGUGACUCUCUUCGUUCACCAGUAAAACAAGUUCGUCUCUAACCCACUCCUGUGUUUAGUCAUUGCCUGCUCAAUGCAGUGUGGUCAUAUCUAGAUAAAGAAACCUGGAAAAACACAUUUUCACGAAGGAGAAGCCGAACUCUGAUCGUCUGUUUCAUUUCACUUCAAACUGUUUUACCGGCGGUAUCAAGGUCCUCCCUCCUCGGACACCACUCAGAUCCAAUUGUGAUAGGUCACUUUGUGACUGCUGGGAGUCGUAUUGGGUCUCAAGAACUGGACGCUGCAAUGUAAACCCCACGGAAUGCUCGCGUCCUCCUUGCCGGGACUGUUGCUGAAUUUCGGCUCAUUCCUCACCCACCAGUACCGGCACCAGCGGCACAAUGACAUGCCUUAAAAUUGUUUCUUUGAUUGUCUGGUGAAGAUGUGAAGAUCCGGUACUGGGAUUUCCACUGGAUCGAGAGUCGGUAGCACCACACCCAUGGGAGCUGAUGCGCCGAGACCGUUAGCUCUUGGCUAAUGACUUCGGCAUUUUCCUACUCUCCACAUAAAAAAAAAAAACAUUCCACAACUAGGAUAAAUAGCACACUUUUCACUGGCCAGUACUUGUUUUUGUUAUUGUAACAUGGUUAUGACGUAUUUGUCGGCUUUUCUACAUUCAGAACGGCCUCAAACUUAGUUGAAUGUUGAGGAAGGAGCGCCCUCUGGCGGAAAACAAAAAAACUGAAAAAUCCGUCCAAAUCCAUCAUUGGCACUGAAUAACUUUUUAAAACUGUUUUCAACUAAAGUACAGAAAGUAUUGAGUUGUAAUAUUUUGAAAUAUCACAAAUAUAUAAAUCUAAAGUUAAAUGAUAUUCCCACGACCCCAUUUAACCAUGAUGGUUAGUCGGUGUGUCUCAGUUCAGCCCACAGAGCUGUGGAAAAGUAGAGCUGCAUCAACAGAAGAGUUAACCCACACAGGAAGAAGAGACCCUUCUCACCUCCACCUCAGUUCAUGUUCACACAGUCAACAUGGAGGUCACCACCAGUCUCUGCGUCAGGCUGUGUGAGUCUGUCUUUGUUCGACCUUAAAUACUUUUACUCUUUUUUUAAGAGGAAACUUUCUGUUCAACAUUUUAGGACUUUAGAAACUGAAAAGUUUCAGUUAUUCUCUCUGACGGUUCAGGUCUGAGGUCUAAGAAACAAACUCUGUCAGUUUGAUAAAUAUGACGACAGUUUCCCCUUUUUGUCUUUCCAGUGAUCGGUGUUUUAUUCCUGCUGUGUGAACACAUUCAGAGAGUUGGUGAGUACACGUUUGUUUCUCAUUUCUGAAGUUUGGAGCUGUAAACCGACUGUGUCUCUCUUUCUUCUUCCUCUUCUUUCAGAUUCAGUGUUUCUCCGAGUCGAACCAAACAAGAUGCAGUUCUUUAAAUACGAGCCUGUGACCUUUCACUGCGAGGACAAAUUCAACUCCACUGGAUUACAAAUCACCCGUCGCUCUAAAAAGGUUUUACCUUUAUGCGACAUCAAAACUACAGAGAAAUCUAGAGUGCUAACCUGCAAUGUUUCUGGUCUUUACCAAGAGGACAGUGGAGCGUACUGGUGUGAGUCUGUGGGAGGGAAGAUGAGCAACAUCAUUUAUAUCAGCGUUACCAGUAAGUUUACAACAAGUCAGUAUUUCUGCAGUAAUUUACUGUAUUUAAAGUUAAAACUGUCUCCAACAGACAAACCCGUGAACCUGGAGAGUCCUGUCCUUCCUGUCCUGGAGGGAGACUCUGUGACUCUACGCUGCAGAACUAAGAACCAGACUGACCGCUCGGCUGAUUUUUAUAAAGAUGGCCGUCGCGUCUGGAGCAGCUCCACAGGAGAGAUGACCAUCAGCCAUGUUUCCAUGAAGGAUGAGGGACUCUACAAGUGUGACAUCUCUGAGGUCGGGGAGUCAUCUGAGAGCUGGUUGGCCGUCAAAGGUGAGACUUACCGAAGUUCAAGAUACUUAAUAGUGAGUUAAAUGAGAGUUAACGUUUUCUACUUUCUCGGUAAAGUUUAUAAUCCCUUGGUGAUCUUUUUAUGGAAUGAUAAAUCAUCUGCUUCUUUAUAGUGAAUGAGAUACUGUUUACUUAGUCUACAUGGUUGUCCGUUGUUGGUGUGUAAGUGCAAUGAAACUAAUGAGGAUCACUCCAGAAGUUAAUAUUGUGAAAAAAUAAACAUAUGUUGUUGUACAUAAACCUUCAAUAUGAUUUUUAGUUGAUUCAGUUUUAUGGUGAACCUUGACUUACAUCAUUAUAUCAUCUGCAUAUGUCUGAAUAUCAUCUGCUGUUAGAGGUGAAAAUGUCCAAAAUAAAAAACAACCUUCUGCUUCUCGCCUGUCCUCAGAUCGCCCGUCCUCAGAUCUUCUCUUCACCGCCUUCAGAAACAUCCUCCCCGUCGUCAUGAUGACUCUUCUUCUUCUGCUGCUUGGUUUCCUCUCCUGUGGGAAACUCAGAGGUAGACUGUAAGAAACCUUCGAUAUACGAGCGGAAAUGUCUGAAAAGAAAGAAUAAACUGGACUGAAAGGAAAAAUAUAGUCUGUUUGAUGGUGAAGUUUUGCAGUUAUCGUCUUUUUUUGUCUCAUAUUUUCUCAAAUAUAAUUACGUCAUAUCCGUGUUCAGUGUUAACAGUGUGAGCAAAUGAUGUAAAUGUGUUUUUGACUCUGCUGUGACAGAAUAAAGUCACAAUUGUGUUGUAUAUGAGUUUUAUGGUCUGGAGAUUUGUCAGGCCAAAAGUUUGGAGGCAAGAUCAGAUUUGUACAAACAAAGAUCAUAGUUUCAUAUAUAUAAUUUUCAACACAGUAAACAUGACUAUUGUGUAAAGAGUAACUUAUCAGAAGACAUUUUGACUAUAAUUAUUAGGUAUUUGAGUUAUUGUUGCUUAGACUUUGCUUUCUUUAAAGUAACCUCCUCUGGCUUUAACAACAGCUCGGCAUAUACCAGGCAUUCGCUCCACAAGUUUUCUAAGGUCUGUUCCAGGGAUUACAUUCAAGCUUUCUUAAGUUCAUUACAAAGAGACGCUGAUUCGUGGGACGCGUUUUUCUGACCGAUCGAUCCAAUUCAUCCCGCACAAGCUCAAUUGGAGAAAGGUCUGGAGACUGAGGGGGCCAAACCAUCUUUUGAAGAACACCUUCCUCUUCUCUUUUGUCUCGGUAACCCUGACAGAGCUCGGCAGAGUGCUUAGGGUCAUUGUCUUACUGCAAAACAAACUUAUGAGCCACAAGUCUGAGUCCAGAUGGAGCAGCAUGGUGCUGGAGGAUGGAGUGGUACUGUUCCUUCUUCAUGAUACCCUUUACUUCAAACAAAGCUUCUACCCUAUCACCUACAAAACAUCCCCAUACCAUGGAACUACCACCUCCAUGCUGAAUUGUGGGUGUAACACAUGGAGCUUUCAGACGUUCACCAGUUUGUCUGCGGACAUAGACUCUGAGUUUGGAACCAAACAGUUCAAACUUGUUUCUAUCAUUAUUCGUCCAGUUUUUGUGAGCUUUUGCCCACUCAUAUCUCUUUUUCUUCUUCUGUGGAUGAAGUCGUGUUUUUUUGCAGAUACACAACCCUUCAGACCAGCCUUUCUCAAACGUCACGGUUGUCAGAGAUAUGGGUUUCGACCUUGUCAUGUUGAUUUCCUCCCUUAUUUGUGGUGCUGUCUUUCUCCGAUCUCUCUUACUGGUGACAAUGCUCUGUUUGUCCUCUGCUUUUGUAGUCACUCUCUUUCGUCCAGGUCUUUUUCUAUCAUCAUAACUUCCAGGUUCCUCUCGUCUCUUCAGAGUGUAGUGGACUCCUUUGUUAAACACCUUUAGGCCUUUUUCUCUUUCUGUGUUUCCUUCUUUCCUCGAUGUACAAAUCUGUACUUUUGUUUCUUUACUCAGUUGCUUCUUUCUGGUCAUUUUUGCUGUAGUUUGAACACAGUUGAGAUUUAUUAGGAUUUUUGUCUGCAGACUCUCAGAAGCCUAAAACUAAGCCCUAAACAAUCUCAGAAAUAACUUUUUAAAACUGUUUUCAACUGAAGUGCAGAAAAUAUUUAGUUGUAAUAUUUUGAAUUACCACAAAUAUAAAAUCUAAAGUUAAAUGAUAUUCCCACGGCCCCAUUUAACCACGAUGGUUAGUCGGUGUGUCUCAGUUCAGCCUACAGAGCUGUGGAAAAAUAGAGCUGCAUCAACAGAAGAGUUAACCCACACAGGAAGAAGAGACCCUUCACACCUCCACCUCAGUUCAUGUUCACACAGUCAACAUGGAGGACACCACCAGUCUCUGCGUCAGGCUGUGUGAGUCUGUCUUUGUUCGACCUUAAAUACUUUUACUCUUUUUUUAAGAGGAAACUUUCUGUUCAACAUUUUAGGACUUUAGAAACUGAAAAGUUUCAGUUAUUCUCUCUGACGGUUCAGGUCUGAGGUCUGAAAAACAAACUCUGUCAGUUCCAUAAAGAUGAAGACGGAUUUGAUUUUUGUCUUUCCAGUGAUCGGUGUUUUAUUCCUGCUGUGUGAACACAUUCAGAGAGUUGGUGAGUACACGUUUGUUUCUCAUUUCUGAAGUUUGGAGCUGUAAACCGACUGUGUGUCUCUUUCUUCUUCUUCCUCUUCUUUUAGAUUCAGUGUUUCUCCGAGUCGAACCAAACAAGAUGCAGUUCUUUGAAUACGAGCCUGUGACCUUUCACUGCGAGGACAAAUUCAACUCCACUGGAUUACAAAUCACCCGUCGCUCUAAAAAGGUUUUACCUUUAUGCGACAUCAAAACUACAGAGAAAUCUAGAGUGCUAACCUGCAAUGUUUCUGGUCUUUACCAAGAGGACAGUGGAGCGUACUGGUGUGAGUCUGUGGAAGGGAAGAUGAGCAACAUCAUUUAUAUCAGCGUUACCAGUAAGUUUACAACAAGUCAGUAUUUCUGCAGUAAUUUACUGUAUUUAAAGUUAAAACUGUCUCCAACAGACAAACCCGUGAACCUGGAGAGUCCUGUCCUUCCUGUCCUGGAGGGAGACUCUGUGACUCUACGCUGCAGAACUAAGAACCAGACUGACCGCUCGGCUGAUUUUUAUAAAGAUGGCCGUCGCGUCUGGAGCAGCUCCACAGGAGAGAUGACCAUCAGCCAUGUUUCCAUGAAGGAUGAGGGACUCUACAAGUGUGACAUCUCUGAGGUCGGGGAGUCAUUUGAGAGCUGGUUGGCCGUCAAAGGUGAGACAUACCGAAGUUCAAGAUACUUUAUCAUAAUCUCACAGAUUUCUGAAGAUCCACAGUUUCUCUUGUCGUCAUUAAACAUAAAAAGUAAAGUUAGAUAUUCUUCAGCGUAUGAUUUAAGGUGUAGAAGAGUUUGAAUUGAACUUUUAAAAAGUUAAAAGUUUGAUUCUGAUUUUACUCGUCAAACUUCAGUCUUUGCCGAAUAUCUCAGAGCUCGGACUUCCAUGUAUAGUAAGUAUUUAAACUUCAUGAAAAUACAUCAUUAUUACUGUUGUUACAGAAAAUAACACACGAUUACUUUGAGUUUUCUGUCAAAUAUAGUCACCACCACCUACAUCGUUAUAUCAUCUGCAUACGUCUGAAUAUCAUCUGCUGUUAGAGGUGAAAAUGUCCAAAAUAAAAAACAACCUUCUCUGUAAAAUAAUAAUAAUAUAAUAUUAAUUUCUGCUGUUGUUGAAGAAAAUAAUGUAAUCACAUGAUUAGUAUGAGUUUUUUUUUUUUUUUUACAAAUUUAGAUGCUUUAAUAAUUGACAGAGCUUGUCACCACCUUUUCUAUAUAUAUAUAUAUAUAUAUAUAUAUAUAUAUAUAUAUAUAUAUAUAUAUAUAUAUAUAUAUAUAUAUAUAUAUAUAUAUAUAUAUAUAUAUAUAUAUAUAUAUAUAUAUAUAUAUAUAUAUAUUUUUAAUAUUUUUUUUUUUUUUUUUUUUGCAUGUAUGAUUGAUACUUUCUGUAUGAUCAUAUAUUUAUUAUUGUAAAAAUAAAAGAAAGUAAAAACAUUUUGGUGCUGCUGCUGAUGUCGGCCCAUAAAUUUUGAGAAUAAAAUCCAUAUGUGGCCUCCUGAACAUCAUUCAUCAGUCAUUCAUUGGUAUUAUCUAUGUUCUUACCUAAGCUGCCCCCUUAGAUGUGUAAAGACAUGUCAGGUGCAUUAAAUUUAUACUGUAGUAGGCGUGUGAAUGAUCAACAAUCAAUAUAUUGGCAGAAAUAGAGGGCCUAGAAAUCAAAUCUUGCCCAGGGCCCCAUCGAGGCUCUGGCCGUCUCUGCUUCUCUAUCAACUACAAUCAUUUCUGCUGUUGUUUCAGAAAAACAUGCGCCGACAGGACGGUCAGAUUCUGGGCUGUGGACGGUUAUCGGUGUUUUGCUGACUCUGCUCGUUCUGGUUGGACUACUUCACUUUGGCAGAUACUGUUGGCACAGAGGUACAGUCACAGUUCACUGACAGCUUUGACUCUGCAGGUAUUUGCUACUGUUGGUGUGUCGCAAUUCACAUGAACUAAGCGAGUCAAUCAAUAGAUGUUUGUGUGAUUAGAGGUCAGUGCCGUCACGUCCUGGAGGCGCACAGUCGGCGGUUGACAUGUUUCUUGUAUCUUUCUUUAAAACCGUCGUUUUAUCUUCCAUGUUUCUGACUUAUUCUGUUUUUGUUUUCCUUCAGUGUUGAUCCACCGGAUUACACCUCCACUCCGCUCUCCUGAGAAUCAAACAGGUAUCAUCAGUUUACUACUAUCAAACAGGUUCCAGUGAAAUCAUCAACUUGCCUUUUAUUAAUAAGUCGUGGGAUAAAUUUCCAAAACCCAGCCUCUGGAAUACAGCCCACACCGCCUUUUUUAAUUAAAAAUCAACAUUUGUUUCAUAAACUGACAGAGUUGGAAAGUCUUUAUGGAUUUCUUUUAGUCGACAGUCAACACUGACAUUAUUUUUGGGUUAUUUUAAGCUCCAAAUCUGUUUGAUAUUUAAUGAUGUUGUUGUAUUUUCAGUCCCGGAAGAGGCCGGCACAGCCAACGCAGACAAACCACAGUAUGCUGCAGUUGCUAAAAACAGGCCAAGAAAAGGUAUUUCAGUAGACAUUUAAGUUUUUUUUUUUUUCAAUUAAAGAACUCUGAUCCUUUAAUAUUUUACCCUUCUUUUACAAUGAUACUUAAUAAGUCAGAAAAAGUCAGAAAACACCCGUUAAUCAUUCCACAAAUAACAAAAAUCAAGAACCUCAAAAUUACAUAUUUAAGAUACGGUCAAAUGUUGUUUCUUUUUACAUCAAACUGGAGUUGACAUUAUUUGCAUAUUCUCAGACAUGAAAAAGGUUAAAUAAAAAGUGUUCACAGGAGAAAAAAAAACGUGCAAACAAGAAAAUGAGUUUGUUUGAUGCAUUUAACAGAAAUGAAGAGUUGGGUGUCAUCUGCAUAAUGAGGGAUCAUCAUUUAAACUUUUGUAAAAUAGACACAAAAGAAGUGAGUUGGAACGCAACAGGAUCCAGGGUUGCCGGUGUACGAUAAUUAUCGUAUUUGUACGAUCAAUAACUCAGAAAAAAGGCUAAAUGUACGAUAAUUUGAGUCUGUCAGACACUUUUUUGUUGUUUUUAUAUUUGCGAACCCUGAAGGCAUCUUUUACCACGUGACGUUUCCAUCCAGUCGUAGUUUGAGCGACGUUUGUCUCCGAAUAACGAGCUUGAUUAACCAUGCUCAGCUGGGGAAAAAUGGUGGCCACUGAAGAGGACGGUGUUUAACGCGAAGUUGAUUUUUGUGCCUAAAAUAGAUUUCACUAAGUCAUAUCACUCUUCAUUUCCUCGUCAGUUAUUAUAAAUACUGUUUCAAAAAAGUAGGUGACCUCAAGGUCUCAUAAUUUGGCUCAUUAGUUCCCACCUGUCAUUUGUUUAACGGGAACGCAUUAGUGUAACACAGCUGAGUCGGAGCUGCUGACCACAAAUGACCACGAAACUGUCGCCACAAAAUCGCGAGUGUCUGUACGACGUUAACAGAGCGACUAUAUGUGAAUAUCAUAGAACAGUAAGAUUGUUAUUUUGAUUACGACGGGUGUACGAUAAUAUUCCCCAAAAUACGAUAAUUUUGAGUCUCCCAUCUGGCAACACUGACAGGAUCUAAACUGGUGCUUUUGGAAACUCCAGAGGACAGAGAAGUACAAAAUAACAAAGGCUGAAAAAGCGAAGUUUAGUGCUGACGUCAAGAUCGAGUGUCAAAUUCCAAAUCUGAUAAAAACGAGAACGAUAGUGAUGUUUUAUUUAAAGUGGCGAACCCUUCAUGUUCUGAUAGAUGAGGCUGAAUCUGAAUGUCUUUACGACAGUUUGGACGACUCUGCUGAUGCUCAACGACUGGGUGAGAUUUACUACGAUUGAAAAAACGAUUAAAAAGUUUACAGUUUUAAAUAAACGUAUUCUUGAUUAUUUGACUGAAUCUAUUUUCAAACACAGAGACAGAAGUUUCUAACAUCACAUCAACUGGUACCAACCAACCUCUAACGCAGGAUUCCUUCUAUUCUGUCAUCCAGGAGGUGAGACUGAUGCGAAAACCAGAAUCAGACACUUUUAGAGUUUUUGGACUCAUACGAAAACUGUGUUAUCUUUAGAUGUAGCAUCGGCGGCAAAGUCGAGUUUUGAGACCUAGCGGUCGUGGCCACCAUAUCGAUAACGCCGACUCAACCUAACUUUUGGUUCGGUUGACCUUCAAGUCGACUAGUAAAUGGCUACACUGCUUUUUAAAACCUGUUUAUUUGUGCUCUGAAAACAAACGUAGAAGUGUUAGCGUUUCUACGGUAUGUGGUUACACAGGCAGCCUCGAGUGGACACUCCUGGAACUGCAGCAUUUAGCACUUUGACAUUGGCUCUGUUUUUAUUUGUGUUGAUUUUGGCGCCACCAAGCUGCUUUAGACUUUAAAAAAUGACAAGAGAGUCUGUUUGCCUCGUUACCGAUGGUCUUAUUUGCUAUUAAGGGUUAAAAAGAGAGACGUCAGUUUCAGUUUCAUUGUUUAUUUCUUGCGGUUUAAAAACCUCUCAUAGUGCCUCUCACUGAGCAUACUCUUUUUGUUUUUUUGUCUCCGUGUCUUGCAGGUUGGACAGUGACCGCUGACUGAGUUCCACUUUCACACAGUUUAUAUAAACGAUCAAAAUACUAUUCAGUUUGUUCGUGUUUACUGGAUUAAAACAUGAAAGAAUUCUUAGACUGAAUAAAUAUAAUUUUGGAGAGAGUUUCUGAGUCCUCCACUCCACUCGGCUGUUUGCCUCGUGUCUAUUUCUGGAUUCCUGUCUGUCUUACAGUCUAACCAGUGAAACUAACUUGUUCCAUCUGUCGGUUUUCAUUCACAUGAGCGAGAGCAGAGUUCACAGACACGGAGCUGCAGCAGCCUUUAAUACACUCGACGUGGUCAACCGCCACCUUAAAGGAGUGAUGAACCCAGAAUAUGACAAACAAAGAAACGAUCAUGUGAACCUUGUACAGGUCUGAGAGAUUUACAGGUGACAGGUUAUACUUUAACUUUCCAGGUGCUCUUUGUUCUUUAAUGAGUACCAACACUUUUUUUCUCAGGGUGUUUUUCUUCAGUGUGUGCGACGACUAAAGAAGUAUUCAACAUUUUAAUUUAGGCAUUUAAAAGGAUGACAUCGGCCGAAACAGUCGCACAAACAUCUAAAUAUACCAGAAAAAAAGUGUAGACUCACCUGAGAGAAGUUUCAAUUAAAGGCAAAAUUAAAAUAACACCACCUGGUGACGAUUCCGUCAACUGACAGGCAGGUGUCAGUUAGUGCUGUGACUAUUCAACAGUUCUUUGUGCGACUAUUUAACGGAUCAGUUUAACUCUACAACAGUUCUGGGUGAGUGUACAAAUAUUCUCAGUAACAAAACAACAGUUCUGAGUAACAGUUCUGAGAAUGUCUUUUUAACAGUUAUGAAAGACUUGACAAAUAUUCUGAGUAACUUAACAACAGUUCUGAGUAUUUCUACAAAAGUUCUGCGUUCCUGUUCAACCUCUUUGAGUCACUUUGCAACAGUUCUGGGUGUGUCUUUACGACCGUUUUGAGUGUCUGUUUACAGUCUGUCACCGACACCACGAAGCGUUGAGAGAGUCUUUGUCUGUUUGCAGAGCAGAAUUGGUUUAGGCGUCACACCCACAUCUGGAGAUGCCAAGCAUGAAUUUUCAAAAACGCUGCCAACAGUCCAAACAAUUUCUUAAUGAAGUUUUUACCCACAUCUUUUUGGCAUGGUAUGUGGUAACUCACGCCCCCUUGAAUAUGUUGAUCUUUACAAGUCCUGGCAUGGCACCGACUGUACCUGACUUCCUGUUCAGGAGAAUUUUAAAACAAUAAGUGAGGUGAUCGAGUAUUGCUAUAAAAACCCACAACAGGUUCACAGGGAAAUAGUUCAACCCUUGGUGGCUGCAAGGUAAACAAGAAAGCCGAACCUUCAUCUGAGUCUGCUCUGGAAGCAGAUUCUGCAGCACAGGCCUCUGAAAAGGUAAGACAGCAUCUUUGUUACCGAGAAUAUUCAUCAGACUCUCUUUUUUUAGACAAUAAAAUAAAGAAAAUCAAAUACAGUUUUUUUCCAGUCUUGUCUUCAGAACAAGGGAAGGACAGUGAACAUGGAUCAGUUCAAGCAGAGAUGGACACUUGGUGAGUUUUUAAGCAAAAUUACCAUCAUGACAGUUUUUUAAUAUGCAUGCCUGUUAGAAAGAUCCUAUAUUUCCGUUUUCACCAUGACUUAUGGGUUGGUUUUGAAAGUGUCAUCGUCAGUAUUUGAUUUUCUGCUGGACGAGGCUGUGGUGAAGAUAAGAUAUUCCUUUAUGAGUUCCACGGAGGGAAAUUCCAAAAGUGGGCUCGAUCUCAAAGUACUAAGUGCAGGUUUUGAGUUCUCACUUCCUGAAUUUAGAGCCACCGUUCCAAGUCCUAGUUCUGCUUUUUGGCACGCAAUCUGCACUCAUACAGUAGGAGUUCCAGGAGUGAAGGGCCAAAUGAGUUCACAUUAAGUUCACAAAUGUUUGAUUUGGUUUUUAAAGGAAACUUAAGUGUGGGAAUGUCCUUCUUGUACUUUAAGAGGUCACUUUAAAACUGAUUUAUAACAUGAAUAAGAUCAAGUACAUUGUCCGUCACACACUAGAUCUCUUGACCUUAUUUAUUGAUCCAAAUGCACGGUCGAAAGCGUGUGGUACAAAGUGAAUCUGGGCGUACCGGACUACUUUUUCGUGUUAGAGUUAGACGGUUUGACAUGUCUGAAUAACUCAGGACAUGCCAGAGUACAAGACACUGUGCACUUUGCAGCUAAGCUGUUGUCGACUGACUUUUGCUCACUUGGCUUUAUUUUGUAGGAUAUUAUGUGUAUUAUAGAUUCCACCUAAGGAAAACCACGCAUAGAGUCUUGGGUUAAAGGGUUAUAAAACAUUUGCACACCUUUGCUGGUCUGUGUAAAAGCGUGUCAGAUUCUGCAAAGGUUGUCGAGAGAGGGGCUGUAGUUUUUGGGCUUCCAGGGCUGAGAUCAUGAGUGGGGAUAUAUCUAACGCCAUCCAUGCCAUCUCACUAAUGCGUGAGUAGUCUGCCGCACCUGACCCCGGAGUUGACAUUAGGUUACAGCUGGUCUGAGGCACAGACACUUCCUGCUGAAGAUUUUACAGGCUUAUUCAAGUUGGACGCACCCAAAGGCACAAACAAGGACCGCCCUUCUGAGGAAUCUCCUCAGAAGUCUGAUUGACAAAAGGUUUCCAAGUAAAGUGUGUUUUUUCACUUUGUGUGUGUGUGUGUGUGUGUGUGUGUGUGUGUGUGUGUGUGUGUGUGUGUGUGUGUGUGUGUGUGCAUUUCCAGUUGCUGUCACCAUGCUGCUGGUUACGCCGUUCCCCGGCCAUGUUACCGGGGAUGAGGAGGAGGAGUCGCCUCUACAGGAGUGUUUGAAAGACGCCGACUACGACGACAUGCUAGAGGUGGUCCAGCACGGCCUCACGCCCAUCAAGACUCCUAAUCAUGUCGUAAUUGUCGGAGCUGGAAUCGCAGGACUGACUGCUGCAAAGCUUCUGCGAGAUGCAGGACACCAGGUACUCCUGACGGGAUCAUGUGACUUUCAAAAGAUCGGACAAAAACCAAGUUAAAGGUCGAAUCACUGUACAGAGGUAGUAGAACCGGUUAUAAUACAUGGAGAGUUUAUCCCACUUUGUACAAACACAAAAUAAGUCCAACUGGCACUUUUGCAAAGUUCGGUACCUAAGUCGUCCACUUAAAGCCGUAACCCUUGGAACUCCCAGCUAUAUUUUGCUAUUUUGCGAGUAGUCAAAGCAGAACCAAAAGAACCAAUGUUCAUCUUUUCUUUGUUUUCUAGGUUACCAUUCUAGAGGCAGAUAAUCGUGUCGGGGGUCGAGUGGAAACUUACCGUGAUGAAGAGCAUGGCUGGUAUGUCGAAUAUGGUGCCAUGCGGAUCCCACUCUCCCACCGGUGAGUUCUUUGUGAUUUUUGUCUUUCUGAUCAUGUACACUGGACCUUACUAAUUUCUAUAAAUUAAAUCCAACCACCACUUCCUCUCUCGACAGAAUCCUCCGGAGGUUCAUCAACCAGUUAGGGGUCAAGUUAAAUGACUUCAUCAUGUACGAUCCUGAUGGCUUUUACCUGGUCAACGGGUUAAAGAAACCCGUUAGAGCCAGAGAGGUAAAGGCAAAACCAGAUAUUCUGGGAUACAAGGUGCAGGAAAAUGAGAGAGGGAUAACAGCUGGCAAGCUUUUUUCGAAAGCUCUGGAUAAGGUACGUACAACAAGAGAAAGGACUGAAUAAACCAGAAACACAAGAACAAGACUUUAGAUCAUUGUGUAGCAAGUUCUGUAACCCCCAAUUUUCACCGCAUCCGGCGAUUUUCACAGUCCGCCAAUUCCUUCCGGAUCCGUUUGUGAGGGGAAUUUUGUGACAUUACUGACUACUUACUGACAGCAGGAAUUGUGAGAAUUCACAGGAACCCAGAGAUUUGAGUGCAAUCGUGCGAUAACGAGUUCUUCUAGAAUCAGCAUCUCCUCAUCCAUGGUGUCAUCGGGGUAAAAAUGACGUCUAAAAAGGAAAAAUAGAACUCUUGCGAUCCGCAGCGGAACCGAAAGAAACCGGUGGAAGUUGACACGUUAACUUGAAUGAUUAUGAUCAGCUACGAUCGGAGGAUACGGCCUUUUCGUAGCCAUUCCGGAUGCGGUGGAAAUUGGGGGUAAGCGUGAUGGUGUUACUGACCAUGACAGGAAACAGUUUUUCUCUGAGUACCCCAAACAGACCUGGACUGGACUGUUUGGAGUCUACUGAUGAGGUAACCAUGGAAACCAAAAACUGACCUCAGUAACUUUUUCCUUUUUUUUCUUGGUAGGUGAGACAGGAAGUCAAAGCUCACGGUUGCAUAGCUGCCCUGAAAAGAUUUGACAAAUAUUCUGUCAAGGUAACGCGUCUUUAUUUCUGUUAACAUUUGGACCAAAACACUUUGAGUUUAUAUAAAUAUGAUUACAGCGUUUUUUGUUUGUUUUUUAUUAUCAGUCGUACCUAAAGGAGGUGGCAGAUCUGAGUGACGAGGCGAUCAGGAUGAUCGGAGACGUUCUUAACCAGCAGAGCCUCAUGUUCACGGCUCUGAUUGAGAUGGUCUACGAACAGUCUGACAUUGGCGACAACAUUACGUGAGACCCUCUUUUACAUCGAACCACUUUCCAAAAUAAGAACGACUUCAUAUUUUUUUAAUAUAGUUAAACCAGAAACCGACUUCACCUCGAUGCAGAUGAUACAAUCUUUAGUUCGUUUUAUUCUUCAUAGAAAGAGACUAUCUUCUGUUUUUGUAGGUACUCUGAAGUGACCGGUGGGACUGAACUUCUGACCAGAGCUUUUCAUGACUACCUCAAAAAAGUCGUCGUCCCUAUCCACCUCAGCUCCACGGUGAAGCUCAUCCGUCGGUCAGGUGAAGGUGUAAUCGUGGCUUACCAAAAGGACGACCGGACUGACCUUACAUCUGUUGCUGCUGACUUUGUCUUGGUGACUGCAACGGCCAGAGCGACUCGUUUCAUCGAUUUUGAUCCCCCUCUGUCUGUCAAAAAGAUGGACACCAUGAGGGGCGUCCACUACGAGAGCUCCACUAAAGUCGUCCUCAUCUGCAGUGAGAAGUUCUGGGAGAAGGACAGCAUCCGUGGAGGAAAGAGCAUCACUGAUGGGCCUUCUCGAUUCAUCUACUACCCCAGUCACAGUUUCCCAACAAAUAAGACCGUCGGAGUCCUCCUGGCUUCCUACACCUGGUCUGAUGACUCCCUCCUCUUCUUGGGUGCAAGUGAUGAAGACCUGAAAGAUCUGGUCCUGAAAGACUUGGAGAAGAUCCACCAGAGAGAUGUCAGCUCUCUGUGCACAGAGGUGAAGGUGAAAAGGUGGAGUUCGGAUCCUUACAGCUUGGGCGCCUUCGCUCUCUUCACCCCCUACCAGCACUUAGAGUACGCCAGAGAGCUCUUCAGAAGCGAAGGCAGGAUCCACUUCGCUGGAGAACACACGGCCUUUCCUCACGCCUGGAUCGAGACGUCCAUGAAGUCCGCUAUCAGGGCGGCUCAGAACAUCACCAACGCGGUACUCCUGGACUCGGAUAUGGGUCAAGUCCGACAAGAGCUGUAGGGUCCGCAGAUUUGAGUCCCAUGGUAUACAUAAAUCAUUCUGAAAUCCUGGUGUCUGACAGUUGCUUGAACAUUUACCACUUUAACUUUUACCUGAAUUUUAGUGAACAUAUAUAUAUUUUCUAAUGUACUUUUCAAAUCUACAUUCUCACUCUUCUGCUCAGUUUGUCCUUCCACAAUAGUUUGGGAAAAUUACGAAUUUGCUUCCUCUGUAGCUACUCGCUCGGGUUACAGUGUCCUGAUUUAAUUGCUAUAAUUAAUUGCUGCUCAAUGCUAUUUGACCAUUUCUUAAUUAUGGGAAGAAGGAAACUUUACUGUAUUUUUGAAUAAUAAUCCCUCGAUGUAUUUUCAGUGACUGUAAAAUGUGUUUUUAAGUGGGAAUAAAAGGACCUCUAUGUCUACAACUCGUCUUUGGAGCGUCUUAUUAUAAACCGUAGUUACUGACUGUUCAAUUCAACACUUAGACAUCCACAGUUUCAGAUGUACUUGUGUUUUUGUCAUGUUUUUUUGUGUGUAAUCAAUUUUUUGUCUUGUGUAUUUGUUGCGUAUUUGUUGUGUUUUUAUUGUUUUUUUGUCAUGUUUUUGUGUUGUGUAUUUGACGUAUUUCAACAAUGUUAUUGUUGUGUUUUGUUUUUUGUUUUCGUUAUGUUGUUUAGUUUUUGUCUUGUUUUGUUGUGUUUUUGUUCUUUUAUUGUCAAAUUUUUGUUGUGCUCUGUUGUGUUUUUGUUGUGUUUUUAUGGUGUUAUUGUUUUUUGUCAUGUUUUUGUUGUGUUUUUGUGAUGUGGUGUUGUGUUUUUAUUGUGUUUUUGUUGUUUUUGAUCAUUUUUGUUGUGUUUUAUAUGUUACUGUUGUGUUUUGUAAUGUUACUGUUGUGUUUUGUUGUGUUUUUUGUUGUUUUUGUCAUGUUUUAUGUUACUGUUGUGUUUUGGUGUGGUUUGUUCUGUUAUUGCUGUAUUGUUGUGUUUUGUUUUGUUUUGUUGUGUUUUAUCGUGUUUUGUGUUUUCUUAUUGUUGUGUUUUGUGGUUUUGUUUUGUUGUUUUUGUCUGUUAUAAUCGUGCUUUUGUUUGUUAUGUUUUUCUUGUGUUUAUGUCAUGUUUUGUCAUGUUUUUUGUGUUUUGUUGUGUUUCAUCAUGUUUUUGUCAUGUUUUGUUGUGUUUUUGUAGCGCUAUUGUCAUUUUUUGUGUUUUGUUGUGUUUUAAUCAUGCUUAUGUUUUGUUGGGUUGUGUUUUUGGUGUGUUUUUGUCGUGUUUUUGUUCUUAUUCUGUUCCAUCUGAAGUCCCAACCUUAGUUCUCUUAGUGUUUUCUCAUUAUUCUGAUAUUUGUACAGUUGAGCGUCAGAUAUGAGGAAGUGAGAGUGAGGAUCUCUGAACAGGUUGGUCAGCCUUUCCUCAUUUGACCUUUUUUUUAAUUCCUCAGACUUUAAUUUAAGACAUUUAAUUUGAGACCAAUUUAGAACCUGAUUUCAUGAGGUCUUAUUAUAUUCAGAUUUGUAAUCGUGAGUUAUUUCUGUCUUUUUUUAACCCUCUAGAGUCUGGAUUAACCUUUUCAAAAAGUUCUUGUCACUUUCGUUUUUAUUGCGGCUUUUUGUUAAACUUUAGGGAAACUCCACACGACAAGAUUUUUCUUUUUUCCACAGAUUUUUUUCUAGAUAUACACCUGGAACUUGCAGUUAAACAACGAAGAGGCCCACCCUGCGCUUUGCCCAAAUCCUCAGAUUCAGACCUCAUCAGGCAUAAAUCAACACUGCCCGGGCCAGGCGCCCUGCAGACUUUAGAUUCACACCCAGUCUUCAAAGAGAAACUCUGCCAGUUUUUUAAAACCACAACAACUACUGGCAUCAGCUCUCCUCCUCCACACCCAGUCUACAAAUAAACACUAGAAGAGGCCAAGACCGAUUCACUAAAAUACCUGAACCUAUUAGAAACCUUUAGCGUGACCAGUCAGACCUUAAUAAGAGUCUAACUUUGGGUGGAGGAGACAGACUUUAACGUUGCACAAUGUUGGACUUGCUGUCUUAUUGCGACCGUACAGGAACUCCAACGUGCCGCCUGAUGAUCGUGAGUCAUCAAAGUCCCUGAGAUCAUGGGACCCAGAUUGUAAGUGCGGGUCAAAAUGAAACUAAAGAUGAUUAAAGUGUGGUCAGGACGGUCAGGACGGUCAGAUGAGAAAAGAAAAUCCCUGCACUCAUGAUAAAGAAGCUAUAAAAGGCUCUCAUUUCCUUUCUCAUCACUGUGGCAUGAGGUUCGAGCUCCUGAAGGUAGGAACCCGUCAGAUAACCAUCAUCAGAAUAUCAUCAAAAUGUUCAGUGUAGAUCCUUAACUCGUAAUCUGCUCAUAAUUCGGCCUGAACACGUCUUGGUUAUGUAAAGGUUUGAUGACUCAGAGAAACGGUUUGAUGGUCAAACUUUCAAACUUCAAACAAAUUUUUUUGGCAAAGUUUACUCAGAUUAUGUUGAAGGUGUGGGAAAGAGCAGCGCUGGGUUAGGUUAGGUUUGAUUGUUGCGUAACAAUGAUAUAACGAUUAUUUGUUUACCUAAGAUAUUUUGUUUGAGGGUGUGAUCGGUUAGAAAUAGCUGUUUGUUAAGAUGAUAUUUAACCCUGAGAUCUCUUCAUCAGGAAAACUUCUCGAACCUUUUCUCAUUACCUUCCUUAAAUAUUUUUGAACUUGUUGGUUUGUUGAUAGAAGUAUUUUUUUCCCCACAAUACUCUGCCUUGAUUUUGUUGUGUUUUUAUAAAGUGAGGCGCGUCAAUAUUCGCCUCCGAACAUUUCUAAUUAGGACCUUCACUAUCCUGUUUCUUUUUCUUUCCUAUUUUAAGUCUUUAUUUUGGUCCUCAUGGUCUCAUUUUAUGUCGUAGGGUUCUCGUGUUGUCAAUUUGGAGGUCUUGUUUUUAAUUAAGCUUUUGUUUUUUAUUUGUUUUUAUUUCCAUCUGCUUCACGACUGUUCGUCAAAGCACUCUGUAAACUUCUGUUUUUAAAAGUGCUAUAAAAAUAAAGUUAUUAUUAUUAUUGUUAUUAUUACUUUUCCAGAAUCGAAACCUUUUUAAUGUUUUUACUCAUUUUGUUGAAGGUAAAAAAAGGAGGAACUGAAAUGGAUCCAAGUUUGACCAAAUUGGAAUCAUGUGAGUACUUUAUUUAAUCGUUCUUAUGUAAUAUCCUAAAAUCACGAACUUCUUCCCCGUCUGCGGUUUGGACACACCGAGGAAGAACGAGUUUCCUCCACGUUUCAUCGUCAAACCCGACCUUAAAUAACCUCAUGGUGAAAAGCAGAACUACAAGCUGAGCCGAGAAGAAAAGUCGGGUUUCCUCAUUUUUAGGAGAUUUUCAAAAAGAGGAAAACAUCUCUGAUGAACAUGUCCCCCAAAUUUAGCAAUCAUAUCUGAUCUCCAACACUCCUGGUUCCUCCAUCUGCUCACCACCGUCCUGCACCAGGACUGUCCAACCAGUAAGCGAUAGACUUCAUGUCCUUUUUUAGACUGAAUUGUUUUGUUUUUCCAGUUGCUGUCGGUCUGGUUCUGCUCGGCUUCCUCUGCCACAGUCUCACAGCCAUCAGCCUGAAGGAACAUCUGUCUGAUUGUCUGGAGGACAAAGAUUACGAGGAGUUGCUGCAGACUGUGCAGAGCGGUCUACCACGCACGAACAGAUCUCAACGUGUCGUGAUUGUCGGAGCUGGAGUGGCCGGACUGACUGCUGCCAAAUUACUGCAAGACGCCGGACACAAGGUGAGUCCAGAGCUGCAGCGCGCUUUACAGACGAACGUUAACAGAAGGAGGUUAAAUGUGCGAUAUGAUGAUUUCAACUAUUCAAAAGUGCAGCAGUCUUAUUCUAUCGUUUGGAAAAGGUGACCAUAUUGGAGGCCAGUGGUCGCGUUGGCGGACGGGUAGAGACCUACAGAAAUGAAGAGGAGGGCUGGUAUGCUGAACUGGGAGCCAUGAGGAUUCCCAGUUCCCAUCGGUGAGUUCCAGUUUUGUUCAUAAAUCAAAGGUGGGGUAGGCAGGAAUCUGUUAAAGAAGCAUCUUUUUUUGUGGAGUAUAAACAAAAAAUCUUUAAAUAGCAGUCAAUAGUUAUUAGUUAUUGAUGACAUUUGGGAAUGCAACGAUAGUCAACAUUUGAACAUUUUUGAGCGGUCCGCUCUUUCUGACUGUAAACAAAGACGUUCUCCACCUCCUCUAACCUGAUUGGUUGUGAGGCAGACGCUGCUCCCCCAUGUCGUUCAGGAGCCCAAACAAAGUUAGCGUGCUACAAUAUCGGACAGUAGAAACCAACCAGAAAGUUUGGAAAAUUGUCUGAAUCCUCCUUUGGCCACGACUGCCGACACAAGCAAGAAAACACUCAAACAUAAACAGUCAACAAGAAAACAGUCAGCAAGAACACAGUCAACAAGAAAACAGUCAACAAGAACACAGUCAACAAGAAAACAGUCAGCAAAAAAACAGUCAACCAUAAUCAGUCAACAAGAAAACAGUCAGCAAGAAAACAGUAAACACCAAACUGGUCAACAAAAAACAGUCAACCAUAAUCAGUUAACAAGAAAACAGUCAACAAGAAAACAGUCAGCAAAAAAACAGUCAACCAUAAUCAGUCAACAAGAAAACAGUCAACAAGAAAACAGUCAACAAGAAAACAGUCAACCAUAAUCAGUCAACAAGAAAACAGUCAACAAGAAAACAGUCAAUGCCAAAACAGUCAGCGAGGAAACAGUCAACCACAAACCGUCAACACAAAACCAAUCAACAAGAAAACAGUCAACCAUAAUCAGUCAACAAGGAAACUGUCAACACCAAAACAGUCAACAAGAAAACAGUCAACAAGAAAACGCUGCUCCCCCGUGUCGUUCAGGAGCCCAAACAAAGUUAGCGUGCUACAAUAUCGGACAGUAGAAACCAACCAGAAAGUUCGGAAAAUUGUCUGAAUCCUCCUUUGGCCACGACUGCCGACACAAGCAAGAAAACAAAGUAAAUACCGGAGACUCUGGAGGAAUAACGGGCGCUUAAAACGGAGGUAGACCGGACAAGAGCUAAAAAGCCGGGUCAACAUAAACAUAUGUCUGAAUUUAAUUGGAAACGAUACGAGUGACCAGGAGUGUCUGUUUGUGGGCGGGGCUUGAGGGGUAAAACUGGUUGGGAGGGGUAGAGUUUACAUUCAAAGUUUUUCCCAGAAACUAGAACUUCCUCAGAUCCUGCCUACCCCACCUUUAAAGUCUGAUUGUUUGUGAUUUACUCUGAUCUAUGUCAUCUCUUCGUAGCAUCGUCCGCUGGUUUGCCAAAGAACUCGGGGUCAAGCUGAAUAAAUUCAUCAUGGAUGACCCGAACACCUUUUACCUGGUCCACGGACUGAGAAAGAGGACGUACACGGUGAAAGCAAACCCUAACGUCCUGAGAUACAACCUGACAAAGAGCGAGAGGGGGAGGUCAGCCAACCGGCUGCUCCAACAAGCUCUGAAGAAGGUACGAGAGUGAGGGCCGGGGAUGGAAAAGAGAGUGAACAGUCUUUCUUUUAGCUUUGAGGUGUUCUGAAAUUCUGAUGUGUUCACAGGUGAAAGAUGAAGUGAAAACCAAAGGCUGCAAAGCUGCCCUGGAGAAAUACGAUCGUUAUUCAGUGAAGGUAAAUUACGGUUAAAUUUGAUGAACUCCAUCUGUAAAGAAAUGUUGAAAACGUCAAAGUUGUUUUGCAGGAGUAUCUGAAAGAAGAAGGGGGUCUGAGUCCACAGGCGGUGGACAUGAUCGGAGAUUUGCUCAAUGAACAAAGCCUCAUGCACCUGGCUCUGACCGAGAUGAUCUACAUCGAGAGUGACGUCAGUGACAGCACCAAGUAAGAUCGGUUAAGAUGCUUUAGCUCGGUGUUACCUCUGUCGGACCUGGUCACUGUUCCUCCAAAGAGAACUUGGUGACAGACGACAUGUUGUUGUUGACAGUCCUCAGAUCAGAUCUCCCGAGUGGGUCUUCAACAGUUCUUUAGAGCGUUUUUGGUGUUUUUUCUGCAGAUACGACGAAGUGACCGGCGGGACAGAUCUCUUAACGACAGCUUUCCUGAAAGUUCUUGAUGUCCCCAUCCUCUUUGACUCCAAAGUGAAGCGGAUCAGCCAGUCCCAUGAAGGGGUGGUUGUAUCGUAUCAGAUGGACACCCAGUUCUCUCUGGUGGACCUUGCUGCUGAUGUUGUCUUGGUGACCACGACAGCCAAAGCGGCCCUCUACAUGGACUUCAGUCCAUCCCUCUCUGUUGAGAAGAUGGAGGCCCUGAGAGGCGUCCACUAUGAGAGCUCCACUAAGAUCAUCCUCACCUUCAGUAAGAAGUUCUGGGAGGACGAUGGCAUCCGUGGAGGAAAGAGCAUCACUGAUGGGCCUUCUCGAUUCAUCUACUACCCCAGUCACAGUUUCCCGGCAAAUAAGACCGUCGGAGUCCUCCUGGCUUCCUACACCUGGUCUGAUGACUCCCUCCUCUUCUUGGGUGCAAGUGAUGAAGAGCUGAGAGAUCUGGUCCUGAGAGACUUGGAGAAGAUCCACGGCAAGCAUGUCAGGUCUCUGUGCACAGGGGUGUUGGUGAAAAGGUGGAGUUCGGAUCCUUACAGCUUGGGCGCCUUCGCUCUCUUCACCCCCUACCAGCACUUAGAGUACGCCAAAGAGCUCUUCAGAAGUGAAGGCAGGGUCCACUUCGCUGGAGAACACACAGCCUUCCCUCACGCCUGGAUCGAGACGUCCAUGAAGUCCGCUAUCAGGGCGGCGAAGAACAUCAAUAACGUGGCGUACAAAGAGUCGGCUAAGACACGACGUAGAGAGGAACUGUAG